This is a messenger RNA of Podarcis lilfordi (Lilford's wall lizard), 51447 nucleotides long. Lineage: Eukaryota; Metazoa; Chordata; Lepidosauria; Squamata; Lacertidae. The record is from the annotation of a GenBank genome assembly.
AUGACUGUGCCGAGCAUCAGCUCCAGUUGCAGUGGUGUUAACAGUGUCUGGUGCAGCAGUAACGGCGGCGGCGGCAGCAGCAACAACCACAGAUAUGGCCAAGAGCAUCAUCUGAGUCCCACUGGCCACCUAGUCACAGCCAUCUGCCUUGGCAUCAUUGGGAUUCUGGGUUUCCUAAAUAAUCUCCUGGUCCUGGUACUUUUCUGCCGAAACAAAGUGCUGCGGUCUCCGAUUAACUUGCUGCUGAUGAACAUUUCAGUGAGUGACCUGAUGGUGUGCAUUGUGGGUACCCCUUUCAGCUUUGCGGCCAGCACUCAGGGAAGAUGGCUCAUAGGGCCAGCCGGCUGCGUGUGGUAUGGCUUUGCCAACACCUUGUUUGGUAAGUACCACUUUGUUGUCCUGCACCUGUCUAGGAGCAUGCUUCCUUCACUUCUUCUCUGUGGCUUGGACCCAGUCAGGGGCUUGCCUACUGAGCAGAUCCCAUCUAUUGCCUGCUAACUCAGUGUGCAUUUUCUUUAGAAAGCUUUGCAUCAUCCCAGAAGGAGGUUCAGUGCAGCUUAGGUCUCUGGAUGCUGCCUUACAGCCUCUUUGAGAUACUAACAACAAACUAGAUCAUAAAGACCAGAGUUGGUAAAGGGCUUGUGAUGGUGCUGGUUGGAGGAGAUGAAGUUCUAUAAGUGUGGAGGACUCUGAGUUUGAAGGAACACAGUUGAGGGACACCUUAUUCCCUUUAUUUACAAGUUAAGUGCAUUAUUUGGAUGAGAGGUGAUGUGUGUGUGUGUGCGCGCAUGUGUGAGUGAGUGAGAGAGAGAGAGAGAGAGAGAGUGCACACACAGGUGCAUAGAAGUACCAGAAGUCCUAUAGAUCCCAACCUGAUACCCUUCAGAUGUUUUGGACUACAACUUCCACCAGUCCCAGUCAGCAUAGUCAAUAGCCUGGAAUGAUGGGAGUUGCAGUCCAAAACUUCAGGAAGGCACUAGGAUGGGGAAGAGUGCUUUAGAUUAAACAUGCAAAGGACUCUGGUGAUUAUGGAGUGUAAAUAACAUAGUCAAAAGUAUUAUAUGCUGAGAGCAAAAACAAGGAUCACCUAUCUAUCAUCUAUCUAUCAUCUAUCUAUCAUCUAUCUAUCUAUCUAUCUAUCUAUCAUCUAUUGAUCGAUUGAUUGAUUGACCUAUCUAUCGAUCUAUCGAUCUAUCGAUCAUCUAUCUAUCUAUAUCUAUCUAUAUCUAUCUAUCAACCAUCAUCUAUCUAUCUAUCUAUCAUCUAGCUAUCUAGCUAUCUAGCUAUUAUUUAUCUACCUAUAAAGCAAUGAAAGUUUUUGGAACUAGGUUUGGAACUAGGUGAAAACAGGACUAGGUUGAAUAGCUGGGACUACAAAGGGAACAGUAAAAAGGCAAUGGAGCUGUAUUCCUGCAUUGACAAGUCUGCAGCUGUGCUUCUGUUUCAUUAAGGGAGUCCUGAGAUUUGUGAUUAGCUAUAGUAUUGCGAGUAUAGGAUGAAGGGGGCUUUAGACUAUUAUGGUAGGUGGGGAAUGACAGCAUUGCUCUCUGAUGGUCUGCCCCUAUUAACUUGCUUCUGGGGUAGACAUGCAUAGAAUUGCAUAGCAUCUCAGUUAUAUUGUAGCAAAGUUUAGCAUUUGGGGGCUCGAGUAUAUGUCUAAAGAGCUGAAGGAUUCAAAUGCAGUGGUACCUCAUGUUACGUACUGUCCCCCUUAUAAAUGCUUCGGGUUACGUGCUCCACUAACCCAGAAGUAGAUGCCCCUUGUUGUGAACUUUGCCCCGGGAUGCGAGCGGAAGUCGCGCCCUGGUGGCGUGGCAACAGCGGGAGGCACCAUUAGUGAAAGCACGCCUCAUGUUACGAGUGGUUUCCGGUUAUGAACCGAUUAAGGCUCUGGAACCGGCUCUGGAACCGAUUAAGUACGUAACACAAGGUACCACUGUGUGGUUAUGUAUUUUGGUGUAGGAUUGCCGCCUUAAUAACUUCAGUUUGGGUCCCCUGUUAAGUGUUUAAGAGCAAUGUAGUGUUUUGGUUUGCGCUUUUGCCAUAUUUGCCCUUCAGUGGUUUGCUAUUUUGUCAUGCUACUGAUCUCCUUGUCUUCAUUUUAUGUCUAAAACUCAAUGCAAAAAUUCAGCUCCAUUGGUUCUACUCAAGGGACUGAUCAUGGUUCCACAUCAUAAUUAAUACCCACAACUUCCAACAUGGAAUCACUUGAUGCUUCUGACCAGCUCCAAUACAAAAAUUAAAAACCUGCUAAUAGUCACAUUUAUAUUGGUCUGUACAGUGUACAAAGCUUAUCACCCAGUUCAGUAUUAUUAUCCCUGUAAUGGAUAGCGGUGUGGUGGCUUUCAUGAAAAUGGCUUUCAUGAAACUAGCCAGUAUGUUCAGGACAGAGAUAGGUUUUGAACUGGUGUUCUUUAGCUUAUUGCUCUCUCUUAAAAACCACGUUGCACUCUUUCCCUCACACAUACAGUUUUGUGCUUCAGAAUCAAGAGCAAAGCCAGUGUCAGAGACAGGAUAUCACUGCUGCUGAGUGAGGGUGGUUAUGAAACAACAACACUAAAUGUACCCUUUGAAAAGACAUCUGAGGCUUCUUCUCCUUUGCAUAUGUCAUGUUUUCAUGGAGAAACUGCUUGGCCUAGAAAUUUCAAACUUUCCCCAGGUAUCGUUGAGAAAGCUUUUGACGACCUCUCCUUCUUGCCUGUAUUUCAGAUGUGGUCUUAUGCUUCUUUUGCAAGUUACUUUGUAAAGAGUCUGGUGCUCAGCUGGUGGCCCUGAAGGUUUUGCUGCUGUUCUCCUUUAAGUGUGGCUUUGUGUGCUAUGUCUCAGUUGUCCCUAUCAACAAUGCAUUUUGGCUGGAUUUCAGCUAAAAGUCUAAGAGCCCCGAUGGAUCAGACCCCAACUUCUAUCUAGUCCAGCAUCUUGUUUCCCAUAGUAACCAGCCAGAAACUUGCAAGCAAGCAGGAGAUGAGGGCAACAGCCUGUCCUGCUAUUGUUCCCAGCAACUGGAGUUUAGAGAUAUGCUGCCUCAUUUCUGAUCCUGUAUGUAACAGCAUAGCAGACACUGGUAGCGUUAUUCUCCAUGCAUUUGUUGAAACAUCCUUCAAAGCCAUUUUAGCUGGUGGAGCAAAUUCCAUAAUUUAACUACACACUGUGUGAAGAAAUAUCUCCUCUGGCUUGUUUUUCAUUCAGCUUCAUUGGUUGACCAUAGGUCCCGGACACCUCUAUAAUGUCCUCCCAUUACUCAUUAUUCAAGCAGCAUCUAUCUCUGUUUUGCUCAAGUAUUAAAAGCACAGGAGCUCUGCCUCUUUUGUAUGUGGCCACCCUAAGUGUUAUUUCAGAUCAGGGCUCCCCCCCCCCCCCAGCUGGAGCUCACCAGAGCUCAGCUCUGGCACCUCUCAGGUGGGUGCCAUUGCCAUUUUAAGAGAACAAGGGCGAAGUUCGUGGUGAGCUCUGGCACCUCUUUUUCUAGAAAAAUAGCCCUGCUUCAGAUCCUUUGAUCCUUGUUGUUGUCGUUUUCCCCGUUUUCUCCAACUCUGCAAUAUCCUUUCUGAGAUGUGGCAACCCAAAAUGUAAACAUUAUUCCAAGUGAGGCAAUAAAUAUCUCUAUCAUUAUGGCGUCUAUAGCCCACUCCUCCUCAAAGGAGCUCAAGAUGGUGUAGGGGGCUCCUCCAUCUCACACAUACUUUGUCCUCAUAACAAGCUUCUGAGGUAGGUUAGGCAAGAGAGAGAGAGUCUGCUCCCAAGAUCAUCCCAUAAGUUUCAUGGCUAUGUGGGGAUUUGAAUCAAAUGCUCUAACCAUGAUGCCUCUUUUCCUCUUUUUAACUCUAUCCAAGUUGGUGGGCAUAACUGCUUCCUGUGGCAGUGAGUUCCAUAGUUUCAUUAUGUUCUGCAUGAAGAAGCGCUGUCUUUUGUCUGUGCUGAAUCUUCCAACAUUCAGCUUCCCAGGAUGCCCCUGAGCUCCAGUCUUAUGAGAGGAGAAAACUUUUACUAAACCCACUUUCUCCAUGGCGUACAUAGUUUUUAUAAACUUUUGUAAUUUUGCCUCUUAUUCGCUUUUCCUGUAAACUAAAAGUCCCAGACGUUGCAACCUUUCUUCAUAGAGGAAAUCCAUUCAUACAUCCCCUUAACCAUUUGCAUUGCUGUUUUCUGAACUUUUUCCUACUCUACAAUAUCCUUUUUCAGGUGUGGUGACCAAAAGUGUGCACAGUAUUCCAAAUACAGUCACAUCAUAGAUUCAUAUAACAGUAUUAUGAUAUUAGCAGUUUUAUUUUCAGUCCCUUACCUAAUGAUCCCUAGCAUGUCCUUUGCCUUUUUCACAGCUGCUGCAAAUUGGGUUGAUGUCUUUAUCGAGCUAUCCACUAUGACCCCAAGGUCUGUUGCUACCAGUUCAGUCCCAAUGAGUGUAUAUGUGAAAUUAAUACUUUUUUGGUCUGGCAGGCAUCACUUUCCUCUUUCUCACAUUGAAUUGCAUUUGCUGUUUAUUCCUAAUUUCUGCUACUUGCUGUUUAACCAAUGCCUGAUCCAGGAGAGUACCCCUCCUCUUAUUCCAUGACUGCUAAGCUUAAUCAGGAAACUUCUAAGGCACAGUCAUUUGGGUAGCUAGAGAUUUUAUCUCUUUGUUGUUACCAGAGCACUUAAGGAGCCAGUCUUUGUGAGGAUAGCUGAAGUCACUUGUAACUGCAACAUUCCCUCUUUUGAAUGCUUCCUUCAUUUCAUCCUUCAUCUCAAUAUUUCCCUAGGCAUUUUGAUCAGGCAGAUGAUAGCACACCCACAGUACUAACUUAAACACCCACUGGUCCCACCCUGGCUAUCUGGCAGUUGUCUGUCUGCAGUCCUGGGAAUAGAUUAAGAAAAUGCAUAAGCAUCUUUUGAGAAGAAGAGUGAGGUGUGCCUCCAAGUUUAAUUCAGAAAAAGGAAUAUCUUUGCACAUCUAUAAGGUCAAAGUUUAGCACUGAUCUAGAUGAACAAGGAUGAUUCCCCAAUUUUCUUCUUUUGAAGCAGAGAACAAGUAGAGGUGGCCAUUGCAAUCCCAACUCUCCAAGCAUUGGGAAUUAAAUUACAACCAGGAUGGUGUUUUUUCUUUCUUUUUCUUCUUGUUGUCUGUGCAGACAGACUUUUAUUUACUGGGAUCUUUCUGUGAAUCAUGAUUUCUACCCACCUUGUUUUCAGCUGUUUAAAAUAGGCAUCAUUUCCUCUUCACCAAUAUAUUUUAUUAAUAUUCCCUCUGUUUCUGGGAGCUCAUCCUUAGGAUGUGACAAUAUAUUUCCUUUUAUCAAAUCAGCAGCAGAGCACAGUGGAGAGAGACUGCUGUUCUCUUUCUAACACCUUUCCACGCUUCUGACGCUAUCCAGACUGGCUUCACCAGAGCAUGCUCCUAUCCACCCGGGUGCUCUGAUUUCUGACCUAAUCAAAUGUUUUCAGUAGGUACACAUUCUUAUUUGGUUUCUGUUUUCAAAAUACACUUCAAAACCAGUCUCCUUCAAAAAGGCUUUUAUGCACAGUUUCUGCACCAGGCAAGGAUCUGCUUCCCGCUUGCCUCUCAUUAGUUUCUUUGUUAGGAAUCCAGGUUGUAUUUUAGUAUUUGACAUUUAACCUUGAUACCUUAGAAAGGAGCUAAUGAGAGGCAAGUGAGAGGCAGGUCCCUGACUGCUGCUGGAAUAUUUCCAAGCAAUUUAGAAAACGCUGCUAUCCAUGGUUAGUGUGUGUAGGUUUUUCACACUAGUACAUUUCAGUGGCUGGAGUGGACUUGCUCAAACUUUUCAUGCUCCAUCCAUAUUAAAGAACUUUCAAUGUAAGGGAAAGCUGCAAAACACCUGGCGUACACCAGCAUGGUGUAAUGGUUAGUGUGUCAGACUAGGACUUGAUAGAACAGGGUUCAAAUCCUCACUCAACCAUGAAGCUCACUGGGUGGCUUAGGGCCAGUCACUGCCUCUCAGCCUAACCUACCUCACAGGGUUGAUGUGAAGAGAAAAUGAAGAGAGGGAGAAGCAUAUACAAUCCUUAGAUGAAAAGAUGGUAUAUAAAUUAACUGACUAAAUAAUAAAAUUUUGUUGAGUGGAAGAAAGUUAGGCUGCCCAUAAUGGUGGCUCUUAGUUCAAUCCAAAGCAUGUUGACUCAGGAGGAGUAAAAAAGUAAAGGACCCCUGACAGUUAAGUCCAGUCACGGACGACUCUAGGGUUGCGGCACUCAUCUUGCUUUACUAACCGAGGGAGCUGGCGUUUGUCCGCAGACAGUUUUUCUGGGUCAUGUGGCCAGCAUGACUAAGCCGCCAGAGCAGUGCAUGGAAACGCCGUUUACCUCCCCGCCAAAGCAGUACCUAUUUAUCUACUUGCACUUUAACAUGCUUUUGAACUGCUAGGUGGGCAGGAGCUAGGACCGAGCAACGGGAGCUUACCCUGUCAUGGGGAUUCGAACCGCCGACCUUCCAAGCGGCAAGCCUACUAAACAGGUCCCACUAAAUUCAGUAGGACUUGCUGUCUUGUAGGGAUAUUUUUGGGAUCACAGCCUCAGAAACAGCAACUGAGACAAAAUAUGGCUGCUUUCUCCAGCUCGGUCCCCUUCAGAUAUUUUCAAUUACAAUUCUCAUCAGUCCCAGCUGGCACAGCAAAUGGCCAAAACAUCUUGAGGGCAUCAGGCUACAGAAGGAUGACCUAAUCAAAGCUCCAUUGACUGCAGUGACUCUGAGGAAGUGUUUGAGGGAUCAUCCCCUCCAUUCUGAAUGUGUGACUUGGAACCCAUCAAGCUGAACCCCCAUCAUUCUGCCCGGACACUGUCUAGCUCUGAGGGCCUUCUGGUGGUUCCCUUACUGUGAGAAGUGAGGUUAAAGGGAACCAGACAGAGGACCUUCUCAGUAGUGGCUCCCGCCCUGUGGAACGCCCUCCCAUCAGAUGUCAAGGAAAUAAAUAACUACCUGACUUUUAGAAGACAUCUGAAGGCAGCCCUGUUUAGGGAAGUUUUUAACGUUUGAUGUUUUAUUGAAUUUUUAAUAUUUUGUUGAAAGCCGCCCAAAAUGGCUGGUGAAACCCAGCCAAAUGGGCGGUGUGUGUGUGUGUUUGUGUGUAUAAAAAAUUAUUAUUUUAUAUUAUAUUAUUACAAUUUGCAUCCCACAGAAUUCAAAUUGUAAUACAAUAAAAUACAAGGGAUGAAAUAAGCAAUACAAAUGCAAUUAAAAAUCAGUAUGAAUAUUCAAUGCAGACAUGCUGCAGACCACCUGAAUAAAGCUCAUGGUCCACAGAGCAAUUUGGGAAACCAUGCCCUAUGAAACAACUUUUGGACUCAGUGGGACUUACUUCUGAGCAGCCAUGAAUAGGCUCUCACUGUACGGCUUCAUUUGCACACAGAUGUAGCUGAAUGUUCACCAUCAUAUCUGAGCUCCUGGCAGACAACAGUUUUCUCAAAGCUGCUCAGAAACAUUUCUGUUCUUAAAGUUAACCUCUGCACCCGACAGAGACACUGAUGAGAAGCAACUGGGAGGCAAACUCUUGCCUAAUGUGGAAAUGUUGCAUGGCAAGUGUUUUGUAGACAUGUGGAGAAUUGAGGGAAACUGUUUUUUGUUUUUUUAACAGCACUUUGCAAGCAUGGAAAUAAUAAUAGAACAGGUGACAACUUGGAGGGAGAUUUUGACUAACAUGUCAUGUAUUUUGUGCAUUUCAUUGCACAUUGCCUCUAGCACUUAUAUAGCAUAGUAGCAAUAUAUAGAUAUUAAAAAGAAAUAAACUGUAUGCAAUGUCACAUUGGAGAAAUCCAGAGGUGCUCAAAAGCAGGGAACUGAUGCACAAAUGUACGUCUUACAGUUCUUAGAUCUUAUGACCAGUCACUGUGAGGACCUGAGGGUAAUUGCCAUGACAGCUAGAGACAAGCUCUUCCCAUGAUCCAACAAAUCCAGUGAUCAUCACAUACCCUUGGUCCUCUUGGUCCUCCCUGUGUGCCAAAACUUUUCCUUCUCCAUUUGUUGGGUGGAUAAUGAUGCUUAGGAGCUGUGGAACAAUGCUCUAGCAUCCAUCCCCCCCUGACCUUUUGCUCCUCUUGGAGCAAAAGAAGAAAUGGGACUGUGUUGAUCUUAUUUCAGUGGGACCUGCGCCUAAGAAAGUGCAAAGAUUGCAGCUUUUGUUAUAUAUUUUGCGGCUUAUUUUGCACCAGUGAACAAAAGCGUUAGUCAUUGCACCUUAACCUUGAAUAGCAGCUGUCUCUUGCACACAUACUCCUAAAUGAACUGCAUUAUCAAAAUUGCAACUUGAAAGAGCAAAGCUUUUGAAUCCUGACCUGUCAGUAAUGUCUGCGUCAUACCAGACAACCUCUCAGAAUCAAGAUUAACAUGUUAUAGAUGACAAGGCCGGCAUAGGCCAGUGUUUAUGAAAAUUGUGUUUCCUCUUUUUAUUUUGGGUCUGUUAACCACAAUAAAUUAAUAAUGAUUUUUGCCAUUUCUAAAAAUUAUUAAUUACCAUUUAUCUACACCCUUUGCAACAUAUGACCUGCCAUUUUACUGACAGAACCUUUUUUUAAAAGAAAAAGAAAAUUUCCUUUGCAGGUCUUUUUAAAGCCUAAACAGUAUAUAGACAAAGGAAAUUUGUUUAGUGAAUGCCAGCAGCUCUCACAGAAUUUCAGUACGGAGGUGAAACAGUUAUUUCUCUGCCUUCAAAAAAGUGGCAUUUGAAUCAGACGAUCAAAUAAGCCAUUAUUAUUGACAGGCUAGUUGCAUGGUGUACUCUUAGAGAUUGACAGGUUGCUUAGUUAGAUUUAGCAACAUAUUUAGCAGAAUAAUGUCUUUAGAGUGAGUUUUCUGUUGCAGCAGCCAUGCAUGUUUUCAUAUAUGUUGCACUUUUUCAUAUGUGAAAGCAAAAUGACCCUUUCCAAAAGUGAUAUAUAUAGUUAUACAUAUUUAUGUGGGUUAAACCACUGAGCCUAGGGCUUGCUGAUAAGAAGGUCGGCGGCCCAAAUCCCCACAAUGGCGUGAGCUCCCAUUGCUUGGUCCCUGCUCCUGCCCACCUAGCAGUUCGAAAGCACAUCAAAGUGCAAGUAGAUAAAUAGGUACCACUCCAGCGGGAAGGUAAACAGCGUUUCUGUGUACUGCUCUGGUUUGCCAGAAGCGGCUUAGUCAUGCUGGCCACAUGACCCGGAAGCUGUAUGCCAGCUCCCUCGGCCAAUAAAGCGAGAUGAGCGCCGCAACCCCAGAGUUGUCUGCGACUGAACCUAAUGGUCAGGGGUCCCUUUACCUUUACCUAGUACUCCAAAGUUCCCUGUAAUAAAGGCGUGGGGAAUCUUUUUCAGCAUGAACUGCACCUUCCUUUCUAGGAAAUGUUACAAGAGCCAAGGGCUGGGGGGGGCGCAGAGGCAAAAGUGAGGGGAGCAACUGCUGUUAAAUUUUACCUUUCCACAGUAGCCUGGCUUCUAUACAUAUUUCCAGACCCCCUUUUCCAUGCACAUAGGAGCCAACUCCUAGGGGCUGGGGGGUCUUGCCCCCCCAAAUAUUUACGCUCCCCCCCAAAUGAUGGGCAUUGCAAUUCAAAUGGUGUGUGUUCACCGUGUCAUGUGAUCGCUUAUGCAGCGCUUUUCUGUCUCCCACAUUUUAUUCAAAUUGGCACCUCUGUCCACGCAGAUAAGCAAGAUGCAUUAUCAAAGUUCAAGGGACACAUUCCAGCUAGGCAAAAAUACCUGAGGUACAAAUAUUGUACUCUCUGGACCUCUCAUGGAGGAGGUUCAUGAAGAAGGGCCUCAGCUGAUGAUUGCAGGAUCUGGGUUGGUUCAUCUGGGGAGAGGGGGUCCUUGAGCUAUUGUGCCUGCAAGUGCAGUCAAGAAACAUUCCUUAGACCCUGGGACAUUUGAUGUUUCCUUUUUGGUUGACACAGAACAUCCUAGCUGAUAAAGCGGUGUUAUGAAAGCUUGUAAAAAAAUCCAUAGAUUUCUUAUCUAGAGAUAUUAUCUAUAUACAACCUUCUUUCUCCUUUUCUGCCUUUCUUCCUGGCAUCCUGAAAAACAAAAGACAAAGAAGUUCCCGUGAUAAGCUUGCUUUGUGUGCCAAAGGCUUUCUACAAAAUUCAGUAAAGUUAGUAAACAGUCUCUGCCUCCAACUUACUUUAUUGAUAUUGAAUUGGCUUUUUUUUUUUACAAACUGGCUAUUUAAAAAAAUAUUGAUGGUAAAUCUCCAAUAAAUCUAGGGGAAGGGGAAGGGGUUAGUCAGUAGAUUUCAGGUAUCCAGUCCUCCUUAGAUCCAUUUUGAAUUGAACUACAUACUCUGGAGUCUGGCCAGUUUUGAAAUUGCCCCAAUGUUUCCUGGAGCCAUUGCCCUCAUGCCUUUCUUUUUGCAGCUUACUAGUACAUGGGAAGCAGUGUGGAUGACUCAGACAAAUGCCAUGGCUACAGCUGUGGUCUUGGAUAAGAGGAAUAUAUUGCUAAGAACCAUGGGAAAUUUAAUCAAUAGCCUUGUUCCCAACACAGUUAAAUUUUGCUCCAAGCAGCACCUCAGUUCCUGCAACAUGAAGGUGAGAAGGGUUUCUAGGAAAGCUGAAACAGGGAUUGAGGCUGCUAGUCCCAGGAAUAGAAUGUCUUCACUGGCUAACAGGGCCAAAUCUGCCUCAGACCCAGUCUGGCUCAGUUUUAAUCUCAUUAUUCUGAAUAAUAAUAAUAAUAAUAAUAAUAAUAAUAAUAAUUUCUACCUGCCCAUCUGGCUGGGUUUCCCCAGUCACUCUGGGACGUUUCCAACAAAAUAUUAAAAAUUCAAUAAAACAUCAAACAUUAAAAACUUCCCUAAACAGGGCUGCCUUCAGAUGUCUUCCAAAAGUCGGAUAGUUGUUUAUUUCCUUGACAUCUGAUGGGAGGGCUUUCCACAGGGUGGGCGCCACUACCGAGAAGGGAAAUUUUCUAGGAAAAAUAUGGAUGAACCAAUCACUGUUUGCAACCAUAGACUGAUAGAUGGUUUGAGUGCAAGAAUGGUUUUGCAUCUGUAUUUGUUUUUUUUUAUUAAUUUUUUAAAUAUUUAUUUAUACAACAAGAAAAAAACACACACCAAAAAACACAAAUACCAAAUUACACACAAAUUACAAAAAUAACCAUAGACACAUAAUUUUCUUGGCAAACAAUAAAACAUCUAUUGGUCUUAACACUAAAGACCCAACUUCCCGUCUAUUCCAUAUUUCAAAUUCAUAUUACUUAUUGCCAAUACACAUUUUUUUCAUAAUUAAACUUAUUCUCAAUAAAUCUAAUUUCUUCUAUCUACCUAGCAACUAUCACUGAAGUUCCUUGAAUGCUGCAACAGAAUUUAAACUACUAUAUUUAUUUUUCAGAUAUUCUUUGAAAACCUCCCAUUUAGAAACAAAUUCCUGUUUUGAUUUAUUCUUUAUUUUUUCUGAUAAACCAUCUAAUUCGGCAUAUUCUGUCAGCUUUUGGAUCCAAUCUUGUAUAGAGGGGAUUUCAUUACUCUUCCAUUUUGCUGCGAUCAAAAAUCAAGGUUUUUUGAGGUUUUGCACCUGUAUUUGAAUGUAAGUUAUUGGCAUGCACACUCAUUUUUCUUUGCAUCUCCUACCUCAGUAGGAUUUGGAAACAUCCACAUCUAUUUUACCAGCAUUGCGGAAACAACUUAUUACCUUUAUCCUGAUACUUCCUAUGAAUAAAGCUGGCCAAUUUACAUACACAUUUGAAGGGGAUGCCCAUGAUACCAUGUACGAUGCCUGUGAUAAUUGCAGUAGGUAUGGCAUCCAUUUAGCAUGUGCAGGAAUGAUGUGGUGUUAAAUAAUGACCCUCUCGAGUCUGAUUUUUUAGUUUUUGAGAAACAUAAAUAUGUAAUUGUGCACUGACUUCAGCAAGUCUUUCCUGCUGUCUCAAUGGUGUGAGAAAAUGCCUCCUGGGUGAUCUGCAGACUUCCAAAUACAUAAAACUUGCAAUAUGCUAGGAUCCUUAAUGCAUAGUUUUGCAUAUUGAGUGGACAUAGAUACAGUGGUACCUCGGGUUACAUACGCUUCAGGUUACAGACUCCACUAACCCAGAAAUAGUACCUCGGGUUAAGAACUUUGCUUCAGGAUGAGAACAGAAAUCGUGCAGCAGCGGCGCAGCAGGAGGCCCCUUUAGCUAAAGUGGUGCUUCAGGUUAAGAACAGUUUCAGGUUAAGAACGGACCUCCAGAAUGAAUUAAGUAUGUAACCAGAGGUACCACUGUACUACAUUUUAAUCUUUAGACAUGAAAAUGUGAAAGCACACCUCUGCUGGUGCGUGAGGAGAGUUGUUCUUCUGCAGACUAUUUGGAAGAAUAAGGAGAUAGAAAGAGACUCUCUUGCCUCCAUUUUAUGUAUAAUCUAAAGCAGAUGGGGAACCUGGUGGCCACAGUGUGAUGGACUACAACUUCCAUCAGCCCCAGCUGGCAUGUCCAGUGGUCAGGGAUUGUGAGAGUUGGAGUCCAAUAGCAUUUGGAGCAACAUAGACUCUUUACCCCUGUAAUACAGGAACUUGCAGCCCUGGGUCUGGUAAGUGCCUGGACAAAAAAUGCUAUUGUAAUAUAUAGCACCUUCAGUUUCAUAAUGGAAGAAAGGCAAGAUAUUAAUGCAACAGAUGAAUAAUAAUUUACAAGAAUUUACUACGUAGUUUCUAAAAGGUCAAGCUAGCUACAAGGCCAAUUCUGAAUGCAAAUGCUCUCUGAACCAUUGCUUUACCACUAUCUGCAUUUAUUUACACACAUGCAGGAUGAACACAGAUGGAAACACUCAACUUAAACAGGCUGUUUCCAGUCUGCCUCACAUUGCAAGCCUAUUCCUCAUGUCACACACAGACACCUUGAUUACAUUUGGUUGGGAAGGGGAUAUUUGCUAGCCCUUCAGAAGGCCAGAUAUUGAGAUUCACAGCCAGCUAUUUAGUUCCCAUGACAACAUAUUACCUGCAAUUUGUCUAGCAAUAGAUUAUGCCAGGCUCGACCUGGACAACUGGCUUGACCACUUCAGCAGUCCUAUUCUUCUCUAGAUCUCAAACAUAAAACCAUACUUGGAAAGAACUUUGGAGGUCACCUAGUUCAACUCCCUGCUCACAAUAAUAUGAUCACACAAGUAGAGAGGAAACAGUAGAUAGGAGGCCAAGGUCAUUCAGAAAAGAAUUUGCUAAUAGAUGGGUCUCAUGGCUCAAAGUGUUUCUUCAAAGCCCUCAAAGCCUUGUUUAUAAGAUGCACUUGUUCGCUUAGAAAACAAUUGUCCAAAAUAAAACAAAGUAAUCUGCUGUUACCUUACAGGUACGGUGUCACUUAUAUCCCUGGCUGUGCUUUCGUAUGAACGCUAUUGCACCAUGAUGGGUACAACUGAAGCUGAUGCCACAAACUACAAGAAAGUAUGGCUGGGAAUCUUCGUGUCCUGGAUGUAUUCUUUAUUCUGGACCUUGCCACCACUUUUUGGAUGGAGUAGCUAUGGACCAGAAGGACCAGGCACGACAUGUUCAGUUAACUGGCAUUCACGGGAUGCUAACAAUGUAUCUUACAUAAUUUGCCUCUUCGUCUUUUGCCUUGUCCUUCCUUUUAUCAUUAUUGUUUACUGCUAUGGGAAGCUGCUGUGUGCCAUAAAGCAGGUGAGUGAGUUUUUCAAUCUUUUCGACAGAGUGUCAGUGUGUUGUGGUGCAUACAAUGGCAAGUCAAAGUCAGAUCAAGGUACAUGCAGGUCCCACUUACUGAACACAAUGCUUUCCCUGGAAUUCAUUCAUUAGAUGAGCAUUUGUAUGAGUCCACAGUUUCCAUUGAUUUCUAUAGGAUCAUUUCUCAUAUAGGAUUUGUCCAAUCUCCCUACCCCCUCUCUCCAUGGUUUCUUCCUGAAAUGACUGCAGCCAACUAGCAAAAGAGAGGCAAAGGAAAAACUGAUUUGUGGAUUUUUGUAAACGAUCAGGGAAUUAGCCAGACCUGUGUGUACAUGGCAGAAACAACCAGGACCUUGGACAGCUCCAAAGGGGCUCCUCUGGCUGAAACAUUUUCCUCCAAAGAUGCUUAUCUAAGUGGAGAACUAGAUCCUAGUGAAGUUUGGCAAACGCAAGUCAAAAUCAGAUCAAAAUAGGCUGGAGUGCAGUAGACUACCUCCCUGGAGGUAAUGGCUGGGUGGUUAAAGGGCCCUAAUCUUAUUUUACAGUACAGUAUUUGACUUCUGUAAGGCUGGGGAGAAAGAGGUACUGCAGGGGACUCAUCCUCUGAGUCAAAGGUGGUGGCAGUUCUGUUCCCUUUAAAGGAAAUGGCAUUUCCAGUAGUCCGAGUCAUAUGAACAUUUUCCUUUUGCUGAAGAUGCACCAUGAAAGCAAUAAUAAUAAUAAUAAUAAUAAAUUUUAUUUCUAUCCCUCCCUCCCCAGCCGAAGCCGGGCUCAGGGCGGCUAACAACAAUAAAACAGUACAAAAGUACAGCACAAACAACACUAUAAAAUCAUUCAUUAUAAAAUUAAUUAAUUCAAGCCACUGGCAACCAUUGGGCCAGAGCUCCGCGAAGAUUGCCGAGGGAGGGAGUCAGGCUGUGCCCUGGCCAAAGGCCUGGUGGAACAGCUCUGUCUUGCAGGCCCUGCGGAAAGAUGUCAAGUCCCGCAGGGCCCUGGUCUCUUGUGACAGAGUGUUCCACCAGAUCGGAGCCACGGCCGAAAAGCCCUGGCUCUAGUUGAGGCCAGCCUAACUUCUCUGUGGCCUGGGACCUUCAAGAUGUUUUUAUUUGAAGACCGUAAAUUUCUCUGUGGGGCAUACCAGGAGAGGCGGUCCUGUAGGUACGAGGGUCCUAGGCCGUAUAGGGCUUUAAAGGUUAAAACCAGCACCUUAAACCUGAUCCUGUACUCCACCGGGAGCCAGUGCAGCUGGUAUAGCACCGGGUGAAUGUGAUCUCGCAGCGAAGACCCCGUAAGGAGUCUCGCUGCAGCAUUCUGCACCCGCUGGAGUUUCUGGGUCAGUCUCAAGGGCAGCCCCACGUAGAGCGAGUUACAAUAAUCCAGUCUGGAGGUGACCGUCGCGUGGAUCACAGUGGCUAGGUCAGGGCGAGAGAGGUAAGGAGCCAACUGCUUAGCUUGGCGGAGAUGGAAAAAUGCCGCCUUUGUUGUAGCUGCAAUCUGCGCCUCCAUGGAAAGGGAGGUGUCGAAGAUUACACCCAAACUCUUAACGGACGGUGCUGGCAAAUGAUUUAUUUGAAAUAAGAGUCUUUAUAUGGUGAGCAAACUAAAAUUAAACACUAAAAGGGCAAAUGUAAAGAUAAGAUUGAGUCAGUGUUGGAGCAAGUAAAUAUGUUAACAUAAUAAUAAUAUCUGAAGGAGCGUCUCCACCCCCAUCGUUCUGCCCGGACACUGAGGUCCAAUACCGAGGGCCUUCUGGCAGUUCCCUCACUGCAAGAAGCCAAGUUACAGGGAACCAGGCAGAGGGCCUUCUCAGUAGUGGCACCUGCCCUGUGGAACGCCCCCCCCAUCAGAAGUCAAAGAGAAGAACAACUACCAGACUUUUAGAAGACAUCUGAAGGCAGCCCUGUUUAGGGAAGCUUUUAAUGUUUAAUAGGUUAUUGUAUUUUAAUAUUCUGUUGGAAGCCACACAGAGUGGAUGGGAAAACCCAGCCAGAUGGGCGGGGUAUAAAUAAUAAAUUAUUAUUAUUAUUAUUAUUAUCAGUCCAUUUACAAGUAUUGAGACUAAGAGUCUAUAAAGUAAACUUGAUUAAAAAGCAAUUCUCUCCCCAACCCGCCCCCCUGAACAAUAAUUCCACAAACAAUAACCACUGUGGACAGGUCAGUAAACUUUAAAGGCAAACUAUUGCCAAUUUCAUGGAAAAGUCAUGAUUUAGAAUAAAGGAUAGAGCAACAUCAAGAAGAAUAGGUGUAAUGCUGUGGAAACAUUUAAAUUGUGUGGAAGAUCACAUAAAAUGUGAAAAUCAGCCAGAAAGGAAACAUUGGGAAGAUGGACUAAAGAGCUGUCCUAAUGCAGCCACAAUCUUCCCUCACCCCUAGUCAUAUUUUUUUCUACGUUAAACAGCCCUUGACUGUUUGAUCAACUUCCACUUUGACUCCCCACCCUCAUUUUGUUGCAAAUUGAAUUCAUCAGAAUUCAUGGCCUUUUCAAUUACCUUCAUUUAGUACUUCUUUUUGCAAAUGCCUUCUCUUAUUUCAUAGCAAGCCACCUUAACUUUGCUGUUGUAACCAUAGUGAAAUUGACUUGAUCCAGUUUGGUAUUUUGUUUGUUUUCAAUUGGUGAAAUGACACACUUCACUGAAGCCUUCAACAUGAGUUUAUAAAUAGCCUUCAUAUCUCCUGACGUGAUUUGCCGCUUGUAUAUGUGCAUCUUUGCUUCCUUUUAACUUUACCAUUUCAUAUCUGAGUAAUUUCCCCCAUAAAAUAUAAAUACAAUGGAUCUGGAUUGUCUACACAAGGUUGCCACCCACUCACAUAAAUAUUGAAUCCUUUGCAAUGGUUGCUGCUGUUACAAGUGGUUUGACAAAACUUAACCCCUUACAAUGGCUCUUGAUGCUACUUAUGAAAGUGGUGGAAAUGAAUUCAAGAUUCUUAUUGUGUGGCUCAGAGGUGGAAGGAUGAGUGCAGGUGGGGGAAUCUCAUCAUGGAAAGAUGAACAACAACACAUCUUCAUUUGUUUUGAGAUCCAUGUGUAAAUCCUACUUUGCAGAAGAGAUUCUGGGCACUCUUCAAGUAAUGGAUCCUAUUUGCACAGUGGAGCUCCCCCACCUUUGCUCUGCCAUACACCCCUUAAAAAAGUUCUGGGGUUCCGCAAUGCACCAGAGCAGAUUGGGGGGGGGGCAUGGGGAGGAGCAGAGGGAAAGUUAUGUUGCACAAGCACAAAUACUUGCACUGAAGGGACAUGUUAAUUGGAUACUGCCCUCCCAUUCCAAUUUCCUUUCCCACAUUCUCGUGGAGUGGGGUGGGAGGGCCGGACGAAAUCACCUCCUGAUUUCAUCCUGCCUGCUCUGGCCUACUAGCAUUCUCCGUUCCUCUAUGUGCUGAACUUAGCUUCUUUCAUAGCCUGGAUCCAGCAUUUGUUCAUGACAACCACUUUAUAAUAUCAAAAAGAGAAUGGUAAAAUGCUCUGCGCACAGAAAAAGGCAACAGAAAUGGAGGUGCUCUUAAUAAUUAUGUGGUGUGUGGCCCAUAUACUUUUUAACAAAAAGAGCUGGUAGUACUGCAGAAUCGCAAUAACAAGGCCAUUUGGCUUGAUUUGGUUCAAGACUGGAGAAAGGGUACAGGAGAAUAUAAGCUUUGACAGCACAAUCCAAACCCAAGAGCCUACAGGUUGAGCAAGUUUACAAGAGGCUGUAACUUCCUCAUCCCAGCUCAGCCAGAGAUACACUAGACAUAAGUCUCUCAAGCUGGCUGAGCUGGAGCUGUGAUGGCUUAGCCCGUGGAACUGAAGCCUGUGGAAUUUACACCAUCAGGCAUGGGACAGGGCAAGGAGAGACUUAGCAACAUGGUGGAAUUUAUGCUCGAAAAAAGGAUAGUCUAACUCUAUUUUAAAGACUGGCUCCCUGUCAUUUUCACUCAUGGAUUGUGAAUGGUUGAUGCAACUGUUUCAGGACAUCAAGGUUUCUGUGAUAUGUCCUAUACAGGUGUAUCAAGACAAUAGAUCCUGUUUGGCUUUGUUGAACUCAGAGAAUUGCAAGCAAAGAACCAAAUACUUGCAGAUUAAGUUACAUCAUGCAAGAGAGUUUAUUCAGAAAGGGCUCAUUCAAGUGUCCUACAUGCCAGGAAAUGAAAUUCCUGCAGAUCUGUUGUCUAAGGCUGUUAACAGAGAACAACUUAAGGUUUAUGUACAGCGUUUGCAAUUGGAUUGAACCACAGGUACUACAGGUUACACGGAAAGGGGGAGGAUGUUAGAAUAUAGUUCCAUUCCACCUUUAGAACAGGCAUGUGGAGUUGUUGUAUGUCGCAUGUCUGUUUACUUCCAGCACAGUCUGCUGGGAACUUUCGUUGUAUAUAGCUUUUGCCUAUGCUUUUUGCUUGGACACGAAGGGAAGCAGACAUGUUUUUCCUUUGUCCUGCUGCUGAAUAAAUGUUUGUAAAUAUGCUUACAUAUGCCUCUGUCCGCCACUUCCGUUGUGAAGUUAUUCACUCUGCUGAUUAGAGCGUGCUCGAGUUUCUGAAGGCUUCUGAAGCUGUGUGCCACUGUUUGAUGCUGUUCCAAGGGAGACUGGAGUUCGCCCAGCUGCCAAUUGCCCCCCAUUCCCAGGUCGCAUCUCAACAGCUGGGACCUGCUCAGACAACAGUAGCUCCGCUGUUGAACAGAGCUUGGAACAGGGAUAACUUACACCACUUUUACGUCAACGAGCUGACAUUCCAACAGCUUCUUAUAUUUAGGAUUGCCCUACCUGGUAUAUUUGAGGCUCCAGUCAAAGGAAGCCCACAAGCAUUCUGUCAGGGGAAGCAGCUGAAAAGCAGUGAUCCAUUUGUCUGAUUAUUGGUUUGGUGAUGCUAGAUUGUCUCAUAUCAGCCACAGGUGGGGUGGGUGGGUUAUGUUUAUUAAUUUUGUAUAAAAACAUCAGUGUAUGCAUGUGAGCCGAAAAGGAACACACGUACAAACACACCAUCUUUUACUCUCCACCCACACUACAACAAAAGCAGCUGCAAGCAUGCUGUGCUCCCAGGGACUGUCUGGCAAUGGCACAUGAGCAAAGUCAAGUGCAAAGCAGAACAAUUUUCUGCAUAUUUGCAGAAUGAAAAAUAGCUGUUUGCAGUGUGGAGGAGGCAGGCUGCAAGACACAUAAUGGAAAGCAGAAGAUUCAUGGUAUGUGUGUGUGUGAGAGAGAGAGAGACUGUACUAAAGUGCAUCAGCUAUAGAUUUUUUGAGUUACUUUCAUUUUAAAGGAACACCCAAUGGCUUACUAUGGGGGGGGGGGAGAACCCAAAGACUAGCAACUAAAUAGAAUUGUAGAGUUCAUACCAUUGAAGGUUCUAGGGGGCCGAAAAACACCCCCCCAAGCAUCACCCUCUGGAAAAGUCUGUCCAGUUAUGAAACAUACCAGGAACGUAGGGCUGUAGGCCAAAGGAGUUUCUGCAGAUUGUUAGCAAGAAGCAAAAAACAAAACAAAGGAAAAGAUAAAUGCUAACAAAAUAUUAAAACAGAUAGAAUAAAGAAGCUGCUUAAUUGUUAAUCCUGUUCACACAGUUGUGCAAUUACAGGAAUGAAAAUACUUGUAUCAAUCAAUUAACCUCUCAUGCAUAAAUUGCAAAGAGGUUUACCUCACUGCCUUCCAAAUUAACAAAAUCCCUCUUUGGGAACCGCGGUUUUGAAAAUGAAAAAUAAAAAUAGAUCAAUUGUUUGUUAAGUGAUCAGCAUGCUGACAAGCUCUUGCUCUAGUUUUCCUUUUAUAAUUGAGGCCCUAAAAAUAAACACAUUUCUGCCUUAUGGAGAGUUUUAGUGGUUCAACUGCUCAGGGGAUUGUCCUUGGUAAAUGAAGCUGAAAAGUCGCUAUGUGGCUCAUUUCACAUGGUGAAUAUGAGAAACGGUAGAUGGGAGCUGUGCCCUAAAUGAGCCAGGGCCCAUCCCCCAGGCCCUGAAAAGACACAGCUGCAUUUCUGAGGUGAAGAAAAGAAAAGGAGGGAUACAGGCGGAGGAUGGAGGCUUCCUGAUGCUGCUUCGCACAAUGCAGACCUAAAAGGUAUGAUACAUCAGGUGGGCCUAGAUUCAUGUUUUUUCUAUUCCCUUCAGCAGGGCAACAUUAUCUCUGCAAGGCCCAGGGGUUUGAGGUUGUUGUUGUUUUAGCUUCUGCAAGCUUUGGGAUUCAUUCCAUUUUGCCAGUACUUCUCUCUUGAGUGUAUGGUGCCAUGCUCAAAGAACUGAGUUUGCUAUUUGUGUAUGAUGAUUGAAGUAACAUGACCAAAUAGCAGUUGGGAGCGUGAGCAGCACUAACAGUAAAGGGGAUGAAUACUUCACCUCUGUUUCCAUGUCUCCAUUGUUAGCAGAGUUACUUGAGUAACGCAGAGAGAAAAUCCUGGUAGACAUUUACUAGACAAACUGAACAAAACUGUAUGUAACUUAAGCAGAAAGAAAUAGAGGGUUUUUUUUAGCUUUUUUGACAGGCAUUGCUCAGAGCAGGAAGGCAUUCAACUAAACAUCUGCAAGAAAACUCCCGCACAGCUAGACAGCCUAUCAGAGCAUGUGCUACCUCACUAAAGAUCAUGCCAUCUUCCGUCCCUGCUUGCUAUGCAACACUGCCACCCUCUUGGCUCAUUGACUUACUGACAACAGAAUUAUCCCUUAAGUUACACACUGAAUGAUCUCUGCUGUUGCACCUCCAACACCCACGCUGCAAAUCUCCAGAAUGCCCCACCAACUUUAUACCCUGCGACUGAAGAGCCUUUUUUGUUUUUUGUUUUUUAAGGGCUGCUUCUAGUUUCUUAAGGAUGCACUCAAAGAUUUACUUUACUGACAACUAACAGAGCAUUGGUUUGUGAAAUUAUGGAUUUCUGAGUGCCAUUCUCCCUCUGCAUGUGCCGCUACACUGAGCAAGACCUAUUACUUAGAGGCAAAGGCCACAGUCCUAUGGGAAUCACACAUUAGUCACCUGUAACCUGGAGUCAGAGUGCUUUUCUCUUGCCAAAUGUGUGGGAAGGAUUAGAGUCUAGUUACUAUUAAGGGAACAGAGAACAGAGGAAAGAGCUACACUGGCAAUUUCCUAUGCAGCUGACAGCAACUAUUGUGCUCCAGCUACAUACCUCUCAUUUGCUGCCCAGGAUCAGGUGCUGACAUCUGUGCACAGAGCUGCCUUAUCCUCUUCUUUCCUGGUUCAUGAGUACCAAAAAAACACAUAAUAAUAAUAAUAAUAAUAAUAAUAAUAAUAAUAAUGGAGCAGGAGGAAUAGAGAGAUAGAUAGAAAGAGAUCGUUACUGGAAAGGGUGCAGAAAAAGACAACCAAAAUGGUCAGGAGACUGAAACACCCUCCCUUUGGGGAAAGUCUGAUGCUUUUUAGUUCAGCAGAAAGUUGAGUAGAUGGAGACGCACGUGGCGUGAAGAAAGCAGGUAAGGAUACAUUUUCUCUCCUCUCUCAUAACAGUGGGGCCUGCUGUCAUCCCCCCCAAAAUAGAAGUACUGUCGUACCUUGGAAGUCGAACGGAAUCCAUUCCGGAAGUCCGUUUGACUUCCAAAACGUUCGGAAACCAAAGAGCGGCUUCCGAUUGGCUGCAGGAGCGUCCUUAUUCACACAACACAUGGUUCCCUUAUGGUAGUAUACCCUCCAAGUGUCCUGAUUUUCCAGAGACAGUCCUGGAAUUAUGAAAACCAUCCUGGCUUCUGAUUUGAUCCCAGAACGACGAUGAGCUGGCAUUUGCCCCAAGCGAGAGCGGUGGCGGCAGUUGCGAGGUAGCAUCCUGUUGCCAUUGCCUCUCCAUGGCAACCACUGUCAGCCUCCUCUCUUGGGCAGUUCAUAGCGGCUGCUGGAUCGUGGGCAAGGAGGAGGAGGAGAGGCUACUGCCACUGAAGCCCAGCUCUGAAGGCAAGGCCGUCCUGGGUGGGAAGAAAGGGGGAGCACAGCACAAGUUAAACCAACACUAUCUUCUUCCAUACAUUUAAUCUUGCAUUCAUAAAAUGCUUUACGAAAGAAGCCUAAACUGCCUCAAUUAACAGUAUCCUUUGUUUAUUGCAAGGCACUCCAUUGAGAGCAUUCAUGGUUUAGUUUCGGAGCUGAAUUACACACACAGUAGUGUAGUGGCAGAAAAUUUCAAGAGAUUAACACACAGUUGAUGUCCUGCGAAUAUUUUGGUGCUCAUGGAUUCCUUUGUAGUAGGUAAAGUAGCCUUCCUGAACUUUGCAUCUCAGUUUAUUCUCUAAAUCUGGCAUUUGCAUGAACAUGAGAAAUUACUUAAAAUGCUUCAGCAACAGAUAUCAGGGUAGUUGUUUUAAACCAAUUAACAAUUAAAUUUCAUGAGUGUUUGCUUUACAGGGAUUGGAUUCACACACAUGUUUUCAUUAGCAAUGGUUGCAGCUUUGAUUUGAACAAUCCGUUCUACACCUCAUCCUCAUUCUGCUGGCUGUUCUGCAGGCAGUGGGCUGCUCAGUGACAGGCAAAUGCCAGUGGAAGGCACCUUGAGGGGUAGAAUUAUCCCUUUGGUGUCUUCCCUUUUGGGAUGCCAUUGGGGCCAAGGCAUGCACCCAGAUAGUGGCAGACAGAUGAUGGAAGUACCCUGAGGGAGAGGCAGGGAAGAGACGAUCUGCCAGUGUGCAGUGGAAUUCCUCUUCCUCCAAAACAAUGACAGUCUGGAAGUGACCAUUGUUGCCAUAGAAAUCUUUAGAGAUGUAUCUGAAGUGUAUUAUGGUGCUUAUAUUGAGCAUGUGUAUAGCAUGUGGUGAAUGUUGUGCAUAAACACACAGGCAUAUACUCUCCUGUGGAACUGUGGAGUUUUUCUUACUAUCAGAGAUUUGCCCCUUCAAUCCAGAAGUAUUGUCAAGCAUCCAGUUUGAAUUGAAUUUAAAUUUCAUUCUUAAACUGGACACUUCAGAUACUUCUGGAAUAUUUAAAGGGGUUGUUGCUCCCAGCAAUAUGGGAGAGGCAGCUUUUCCUGGUACUCCAAUGGCAAGAAAUGGCCCCCUGUGCAGUUGGAGGAACUUCAGCUACACCCAAACAGCAAUGCCUUUUUGCAGCUUGAAGUGACAUGGCUGACAUGAAUGGAGUCAUGUGGUAACCACAAUAUGGUUUGGCAUAAAAAGUGGGACUGCUUUCACACCUCUGCACCUAAGUAGCAAUGGGCAUGGCCUCUAUAGUGACAGUUGCAAUGGCAUGUACAUUCAGCCGGGGCCGGCCAACUCAUGAGGCGAGAUGAGGUGACCACCUCAGGCAAGAUCCACAAGGGCAGCAGAUCCCAAUGUAGAUCUUUAUUCUUGCAUUGUUCCUGAUUUCAAUCCUCACUCCCUGCUUCUUCCCUGCUGGGGAGAGGGCUGCCAUUUUGUGGUUCGUCUCAGGUGCCGAAAUGUCUUGGGCUGACCCUGCAUUCAGCAUUGCUUUUUAAAACAAACAAACAAACAAACAAACAAACAAACAAACAAUUUUGGGUGUGUGCACUGAAACACCCACCCACCCAGCCACCCACCCACCCACAAAAGCCAAAUAGAACUCAGCUUAAGGUUCAUUUUCAAAAUUUUAAAUGUAAAUAGCUGCAACAUGCUAUUCUUAAUUUCAUUAAUAUUUUUAAGUCCCUUCUCUGCCUUAUAUACUUUCAGUUUGUUUGCUAAUGAAGACACAGAGUUUUGGUCAUAAUUGUCUUGCUUUGCCUCAGCUGAAUUUAACUUCUGUAUUGUCAAAGGUUUGGACACAGAGGCUUGAAUUUUAAGUUGGUCAAUUUUUGCUAACUGUCCCCUCCAUUAACAUUGCCUCCUGUACCCUGUCCCAAAUCCCUCAGAGGAAAAGGGGAGCAGGAAAUGCCUUUUCCAUGGAUGGAACUUUGUUCUGCCACUGAUGGGAAGCUGGGAUCCAAACCAAGAACUCCACUAUGCUGCACACUUUUCAAAGCAUAAACUUGGAGGAAACAAAUCUUCCUCUCCAUCUGAAACUCCAAUAUCUUUUCUGCAUCCAAUCUCAUCUGAAACAUUAAUUGACUGAUUUAAAAGACAUAAUCCUAGACUGGAACAAUUUAUCUAUAAGCAGCAAUUUGUCUUGCUUGACAAGAUUGUUGGCUGCUUAUAAAUACAGAGAUUGUGUCUAUUUUUUCAGACGCGAACAGCUCAUUUUAUCUUUAUUUCACUUUAGUUGCAAACUUUAGGACUCUGUCAUCCAGUGGUCUGAUGCAGAAUAAUUUCCUGCAAGCGACUCCCUGGGAAUACUAGAUCAGACUAGAUUACAUUCAUGCUAUAAUAUAUACUCUCUAAAAUGUUCAGAGAGAAGUAAAUUGGUUUCAUAUACUUUCAGAUAGAAAGCUCAUAUUUUAAACUGUCCAUUGGGUUAUUGCUUUGCUUUGAGGAAAAGGCUGGAAUGCAAAUAAAUAAAUAAAUAAAUAAAUAAAUAAAUAAAUAAAUUCAUUCUAUUGUUCGUACCCCCCAUCUUUUUUUUAUUUAAGAUAUUUAUUGAAAUUUUCAAAGUGUUACCAAAUAAAAUAAAAGCAGUAGAAAAUACAAAAUAAGAAUAAUUAACAAAGUAGAAAAAGAAAUAAAAACAAACCCCUUCCAACCGUAUGGAUACAAAUUCAAAAAUAAGAAAAAGUGACAAAAAAUAAAAAAAAUAAAAAAGAAGAAAAUAUAGAAAUACAUCACACACAAUUAAAAAACAUUUAAAAACAAAUUCAUUAUUCUCAAAUCCUCAACUGUCAUUACCUUCUUUCUUUGACCUCCUCCUCCUCCCUUUCUUUGUAUCCUAGUUAUUAAUUAUCCCAGCAAAUCCUUUCCAUAUUUCAUAAUAUUCUGUCAUUACAUUACCCUAAACUAUUUUAAUCUUAUCUUUCUAUAAUAAAAUAAACCUUAAAGCUUGAAACUUAAAUCUUAUCCUUACCAACUUCUCAUAACCAUAAUAUUCUUUCAUAAUUCUUUAAACAUCUUUACUAAAGCCAAGUAAUUUCAUUCCAACAUUUUUCUAACAUUCAUCAAUUUUAUAAAACAGUUCUAAUGGUAGAAAAAAGAAAUACAAACAAAUCCAAUCUUCAUCCAACGUCCCUUCCUCCUGGUUCCGGGUUUUGUCAGUCCUUAUUAUCCCGUCGAUCUAGCCCAUUAACCUGGCAGCCUUAUAUCCGAGGCCCUCAAGUCUCUUCCAUGUCCCUUCCGCAGCUCUUCUUCAUAUUUGUAACUGUGUUUUCCCUUGUCUCCUGCUCGUGGUAACUCCAGCUUGGCAAUAUUUUUAACCCUUCUCGACAGGUCAGCCCCUUUUCCAUAUUCAACACUAAAUUCCAUAUGGUAUUUAAAAGCAUGUUUCAAAGACCCUCCAAAAUUAAGAGCCCCCACAAUCCCAAACAUCUCACGGCCCAUUGCCAGAUUUGAAAAGUCCAAACAUCCCAGCAUAGGGGGGUCAAUCCAGCCCCCAUUUCCAAGCCAAACCAAACUUUUCCUUUCCAAAUCUGGUUUUUCCAAGUUCAUUUGUCAAAUCCGAAAACUCAUAUUCCUGUUGGGCCUGUUCUGUCAGGACACACUCCUGAUUUAAUUCCUGAGUGGGCUCCACAUAUUUUCCCACUGUCUGUUCAAAAUUUCCCACUGCCUGUUCAAAAUUUCUAGUCGAAGUCGCCAUCCAAUUCACCUUUUCAUGUAAUUGUUCCAGUAGGGCAUUUGUUUUAUAGAAAGCACACAACAAAGCUUCUGAAUACAUUGUCCUGCAAGGUCAAAUGCCUGUUCCCAGGAUUGUUAUCUGUAACAGCUGCCGGCUCCCUGGAGUUGGUUACAGUUACACAGUCUCCCUCUAGGGGGAAAACUUCUAUUUGUUCUUGCAACAAAGUUUCCCUUUUUGAGAUACUUUGUCAAUAUUUGUUGCUUAAAGAUGCGAAGGGAAGCAGUGGAAUCGCUAUGUUUCUCUUCUUUUAGCUAUCUGUCAAAAACGCUUGUCUCUGGUCAAUGAACUUCAAACGUCAGUCCUGACACCCCGCUCCAGGAUCAGGACGGAGGAAAGUUACUUUACUUUAAACUCACUUUAAACAGUCCGGAAAAGAUCCCCCCUGCUCCCGCUGUCGAAGGGGGGUCCACAAUUUUAAAUGAUGAAAUCCAAUCCUUUAAAGGCGAUUUUCUAAGCUCUAGUUUACGUUGUCUUUGCUUUAUUCUGUCUACAGAAGAACGGAAGGCUGACUUCCUGUUUAAACCUUCCUGUUCCGUACCAAAUUUAAAUAGGUUUUUAAAAUCCAAUUCCUUUCUGCUCGCAAGUCCUUAUCUAAUGUCCAGUUGUUCAAAGUCUAAGUACUCACGGGUGCUUAUUUUAGAGUCCGAAUUGUCCCAGGAAAAAGGCAGCACUGUGCGGCUUCGCUCCACGGAAAUAGCAGUUGACUCACAGCACCGCGCCACUUCCCCCUCUUCACUUCGGAGCCCGUUGGUGGGUUCCUUAGCGAGUUGGGGGGGCGCUAAAGGUGCCCGCCGAGUCCCAUGGUCACAGGCUUCAUCCGCCUGUGAUUUUUAAAAGGGUCCCCGCUUCGCCGUAGCGGAAAAGACCCGUUUCCCGCGGAGCUAGUCCCUCCUGUUCAGAGGGAGUCCGCCAUUGCCGAUGGCGCCACCCUGGAAGUCCGUACCCCCCCCCAUCUGACUGGCUUGCCCCAUCCACUUUGAGCAGCUUCCAAACAUAUAUAAAAGCAUAAUAAAACAUUAAAGCUUCCCUAUACAGGGCUGCCUUCGGACGUCUGUUAAAGGUUAUGUAAUUACUCAUCUCCUUGACAUCUUCUGGAAGGGUGUUCCAUAGGGAAGGUGCCACUACUGAGAAGGCGCUCAGCCUGGUUUCCUGUAACUUUACUUCUCACAGUGAGGGAACUGCCAGAAGGCCCUCAGAGGAGGAACUCAGUGUUCAGGCUGAACAAUGGGGGUGGGUGGAGAGGAGACAAUCUUUGAGGUAUACUGAGCCGAGGCCAUAUAGGGCUUUAAAGGUCAGAACCAACACUUUGAACUGUGUUUGGAAACGUACUGGGAGCCAAUGUAGGUCUUUCAGGACCAGUCUUAUAUGGUUCUGGCAGCCACGCCUAGUCACCAGUCUAACUGCUGCAUUCUGGAUUAGUUGUAGUUUCUGAGUCACCUUCAAAGGUAGCCCCAUGUAGGGCACAUUGCAGUAAUCCAAGUGGGAGAUAACCAGAGCAUGCACCACUCUGGUGAGACAGGCUGGAUCUAGACACAUCAAAGAAACGUUUCAGUUAAAUGCGUUGCAAACUUUGUAUGAGAAAUCGGGUUAGCAAAAAUGGAACUCUACAGCUCCAUCUGGUGUCACAGUGUUAGAAUGCAUAAACAACACCAAAUGCACCUUUUCUUUGCCAAUGUAGCUGAGUCCACAGUGUGCGGGCUGGUAGGGUCUCAGCCGAUGUACCAGAUAGAGCUGGUAGACUUUAAAUGCAUACUUUAAAACUGGGCAGAAUUUUUUUCCCCUUUCAGCAAUCAUAUUAAUUCAAAUUCUUUUAAAGUUGAAUAACCUCACAUUCUAUAAAAAGCCACAAAAUCGGUUCCCCUUAAUCCCCAUUGCAGACGACAUCCAGCUUUAAUUACACUGCAGGGAGCACAUUAUGUCAACGGAGGCAGGACUUGGUAUAUUGUGUCCGAUGUGGCGAAAGAAAAGGUGAAACUGGCAGGGUGCACCCAGUGCCUGCAUUCUUUGCUUUCUGCAUACUGUUUCCGACGCCUUCAAAUCCCUUUCUAUUUUUACCUUAUAAUAUUUCACUAAUCUGCUGCCUAGGGAAGGAUGAAACUACAGCUAAUAGAUGGGAAGUGACAGACACACACAAUGUAUUCAGUGAUGAAGGGACCCUGGGUCAACCUGGAUGGGCCCAGGUAGGAUGAGAGGAUGAUCAGCAUUAAUCUGGUGGCAUCAUUCCUAGAAGCUCAAACAACAGGCAGCAACAUGACUUCUACCUGGCAAUUUAUAGCACUAUGAUGCAGCUGUCAGGAAGGAAACAGGAGCCCUCAAACUACACCUACAAGAACAGAGCCUUACUAAAUUGUAGCCUAAUGGAUACUAAGAAAAAACAAACCGUUCAAAAUAUAUAAUGUUUGCACACAAAUAUUCACACAUCCUGGGCACGUCUGCACCUGGCAGUUGGUGAUGGGAACAAUUCACCAUUGAUCCAGGACACCAGACCCAGGAAUAAUUUGAGGAUGUGUCUAUGCAACCUUACUCCUCUUCAGGCAUUACAAUACACUGUUCACAGAAUAUGUGGAUUUUUGGGGGGAAAGUGGUGUGCGAUCAGUGCCCCAGCUCUGCCCUCUACUGUUAUUGUUUCUGUCACCCUCAGCUUAUGGAAAAUGAUGUGCGAAGUGCAGAUCUUCCUGUAUCUGCAGAGGUUUCCUACACAUUUUGGAAUCUGCUCCACAGUCAGGGCUGUCUUAACCCUGGGGUGCAAGGGGUGUGGGGCACCCGGGCGUCAAAUUCUGGGGGGUGCCAGGCACCCGCCACUGAAGCCGCCUAAGCUCUUAACUAUCUACCUGUUAUGAAAUAAUAAAUAAUUUUGAUCAAGCUAGAAAAACAAUAUAUAUAUAUAUACCUAGGUAUUACCAAAAUGUAUACCUACUGUUUCACUAAAGGACUUUUGACUUGGUGCACUCAUUUACCAAAGACGCGCCAUGCCAGCGACGGCGCUUGUCAUUCACAAUGGCGGUGCUUGUCAGACUCAACGACGGCACUUGUCAUUCUCAAUGGUGCCAUGCACGCGAAAUCAACUAAAUUUGGGGUUGCUGGGCAGAUAUUUGCACCCCGGCGGUGCAUAUGAGAAGACGGCCCUUUCCACAGUCAUCCUCUAAACUGAGAGUGAUGGAAAUGACAACUGGGAGGGGGGUGCACUGCACAAAAAUCUAGCACACUUCCCCACACUGGCCCCUCUCAUAUUUUGUGAAAGUAAUGGUCACAUUCCCACCAUACAUUUAAAGCGCUAGGAUACGCCUUUGAACAGUCAUGGCUUUCCCCAAAUAAUUCUGGGAGCUGUCAUCUGUUCAGAACUCUAAGAAUUAUAGCUUGCGGGGGGAGGGGGAGCAGUGGACCUCCUAACAACUCUCAACGCCUUUAACUGCAGCUCCCAGAAUUCUUUGGUAGAAGCCACUACUGUUUAAAAUGUAUCAUAGCACUUUAAAUGUCUGGUGGGAAUGUGGCUCAUGUCUGAAGAGGGUAUUGGAGUCAUUAAAAAAUCUGUUUUUAUAGGUAUGAAUUGCCUCGGGGGGGGGGGAUAUAUUAGGUGGGAUUGCUGAUCGCUUGGCCCUAAAAAUGCUUCAAGAAGAAGUUGCUUCUGACUGGCAAGGUCUGAGAAAAUAGAAUGUGCUCUUCCAAGAAGAUCUUCUUGAGAAGGUGCCCUCCCCCUUUUGAUUUAAUUUGUUGGGUGAUAUUUUGACAAGACCAAUUUCAGCAUGUUCCUCUGCUUCAUUGUAAAUACCAACAUUUAUUAAUGUUCUUUUCAAGGUGCUAUUUUUCUUAACUAAGCAAUUUAGCCUUUGUCUGGUGUGAUAGACUAUCUAGAGAAUUAUUUCAAAAGUAAAUAAGAAUGCUAUGUGCAGAUAAAUGGAAAUUAUACUUAAUGGGAAUCUUUUUCUAGCACGAUGCUUAUGAAAUGACAAAUUAAGCCUAUUUGUUCUCUGAUACUCUGAAUAGAAUAAAUUCAAUCCAACAAGCAGAAAUAGCUAGAUUAAUCACCCAAUUUUAGCCCAUUUUAGCUCAUCUAAUUUUAUUUCCAUUUUUAAAUAGUCAGUGCAUACUUGCUAAAGAUUUAUCCAGGGGAAUUCUCAUAAUAUUGCCACUCUUUCUCCUAGGAACUUGAUUGCUAAUGAACCUUUAACACGGAAAUGGCUCCUGGGAUGCCGCUUAUUAAGCACUCACAAAUAAAUAUAAUAUUGUUGCAGAAAGUAGUAAGGAGGAAAUGAUUUUAGGAUUGUGAGGUCAUCUUCCAGGAUGAUGUGUUUAGGUGCCCUUUCCAUUGAAAGCCUCAUGUUUCAUGAAACCAAUCAACUCAUUUAAAAGUUGAUCCCAAGACAUCUUGAUGCCUAAGGCAAAGCACCAGGUGACAUCUCUUCCCCAUUUCACAGACAGAAGCCAAUAGGACCAGCAGCUGAAUCUGAUUUCAACACUGGUGAAAGGUAGUAUCUUCUUCUCCACCUGAGGCAUCAGGCUAGUUUAGAGGCCUCAAACCAUGUGGCACAGACAGCUCUAUCCUCCAACAGAGCGGGGAGGGAAUGGUCCAGGGGCUCAGGAAUAACUGCCCUGGGGUGGGGAAGCCACUGUAGCACCAUCUCCAGCAUUUGCCAUCUGAGGCUGUUGUGACAUUCUGUCUAAUGGUAGGGCCAGGGCUGGUUGAACCCAUUCUUCAGGUAAUCAAGGUAUACAGGCUCGAAAGCUCUCAAAGCUUCUCCCCACUCCCCAUCUUUGAAAAUGAAUACAUUCAUACCUUGGUUUGCGAACAGCUUAGUUGCCGAACAAAUCGACUCCCGAAUGCUGAAAACCUGGAAGUAAGUGUUCUAGUUUUCAAAUGUUUUUUGGAAGCCGAAUGUCUGACACGGCUUCCGCUUGAGUGCAGGAAGCUCCUGCAGCCAAUUGGAAGUCGUGCCUUGGUUUUCAAAUGGUUUCGGGAGUCGAACGGACUCCUGGAAUGAAUUAAGUUAAAGAACGAAGAUACUACUGGAGCACCACUUCCACUCGCAAAAUUGCAGUGUUGCCACACUGUACAGCUACACUGUUUUAGGGUGGGGGAAAGGUUUCAUAUGUGGCCUUUUGGAGAUAAUGGAAUUGUCUUCCUGCUUUCGCAGAUCUGAGGAGGGUAAGAGAAGGUGUAAGAGAGUAAAAGUUUUUCGAUCAAAUGUGGCGCUGUGUGGGUGAUAAAGGCUGUCAGCAGCAAUUUGACAGAGGUAUUCUGUACAGGAAGGAACUUCAAGUGGUCUUUUCAACGAACGGCCUUGUCUUUUCAACGUCUUAACUGCCAGAGUGGACCUGAGAUAGUGGCAGUAGCCUACUAACCCCUGUACCAUGUUGGAAUUUGGAUAUCCUGAGACAUAGGCUAGGGUGUUUGCUUGCUGCGUGAGAUUUAGCAGCAGGCUUGGGGAAACCAUGUUUGAAGAAAUAGCAUUUUUAUUUUUGAAAUAAAACAAACCAACAAGGACCUCACACCCUCAGUGGAUAUGGAUGUGGACAAAUUGUUGGGGUGGGGGACAGAAUAUGGAGGGAUGGGUAGAGAUGGGAUGGAAUAUCCUGGUAAAGGGUAUGGCUGACUGGUUGGCAUCCUGACCAGGAACACAUUUUGUUGCAGUUCCCACUUGUUGAAGGUCAAAUAUUCCAUGACAAGCCAAAGACUAUUCAUCAUGUAAAUUCAUAUUUCCAAAAAGGUAUAACUGGACAAUCAUUUAGGCAGAACAGGACAGCACAGAUGAUUCAAGACUGCAUUUGUAACUUGAUGCUUUAGCUUUUCUAGCCGAUCAUUUUUUUAAACACAUUCAGUACAUGGCUAUUAAUAAUAAUUGGUUGCAUACACAAAGAGCUGUGCUUUGUAGCCUUGAUCUUAUUCACAUAGCACUCUGAGGAAUGCUGCUGUUAUCAGUGUUGUCUAAACUUAUUAACUAAUGCUAUAAAAGGUGCACUGUCACACUGUGUGAAUGAGCCAGCGAUGUCUCAAACCACAGGUUAAUAAUAGAUUCACUUCAAAUCUAAAAUCCAACAGGUUCAUUAAAAUCUUUCUUUAAAGAGGUGUGCUUGAGAACAUUUUGCUGCUCUUCAAAUUUGAUAUUUAUUGACAUUUUGAGAUAGCAUUGUGCAACACAAAAGCAAUUUAAGGCAGUCUAAGAUACCUAAUGAUUUGAGAAUGGCAGGAUUCUUCUGCGUUAACUUUUACAAACAGCACCACAAUAAGCAAGGUCUCAAUAAGCAAAUGGCUGCAACACACAACACCUGGAAGAAAAAUCAGUACCCUAUUCCCCUCCCCCAUUUAUUCAGUCAUUUCUAAAUGAAAACAUUAUUUUCUUCUUUGGGGAGAUUAUUUUUUAUUGUGUUCUGACAAAACAAUUUGCUUUAGCAAGUGAGUGUGUGUUGGGGCAGCAGAAAGAGGUGUGGGAACAAUUAACAAUUGACAUUUAAGGAGUCAGUAUGGUGUAGUGUAGAGGUUAGAGUGUUGGACUAGGACCUGGGAGACCAGGGUUCAAAGCCCACUGGGCAACCUUGGGCCUCAUCUACCUCACAGACUAGUUGUGAGGAUAACAAGAGGAAUGGGAAAACCACAUUUGCCACCAUGAGCUCCUUAGAUGAAUGGUAGCAUAUUAAUGCAAUAAAAUAAAUAAAAAAUAUUCACUGCACCAGGAGCAAAAUAACAUGGUGGCAAUGUAACUUAUGAAAUCAUUUAUGUAAGUUAUGUAAUUUUGCCACUGAAGACAGCAAGGUGAAUAAUAUAGAUUUUGGUGGAAGAUGUACUUUUUAGGAACUGAGUCAGAGAUAGGACAGCUGUCAAGUGUCCCUUAUUUGAAGAGACAGUCCCUUAUUCCAGCACCAUGUCCCGCUGCUGUCCCUUAUUGAUGGAUGUCCCUUAAAUGUCCCUUAAAUUAUGUCCCUUAAAUUUCAAAGGAAGCAGCUCCUCUCCCUCCCUCCCUGCUGGACAGGGAGGAGGGAGGCUCCAACUGUGUUGCUUGGCUGUGUUGCUCACCCAAUAAGAAGUCUAAGAACGAUUGGGGGGUGGAGCUUGCAUGGCUUGUGUUGUGGCUAGUUAAUGCAAGCUGACAGGGGUUUUGAAUGCUGGAUGCCAUUUUGUUGCACGUGCUGUUGCAAACUUUGCAGUGCAAAGCCAGGCCAGGGAGCCAUCUUAAGUUGAGGCUGCAUAGGCCUUGUGGUGCAUGUGAUUCAGAUUCUAUUCAGUUGAACCUCUGAUUACAAAGUUGGUUGGACAGUGUUCUCGAAGCUACCCAGCAUGAGUUUGACCAGACUGCAGGAGGACAGGAAGACUGGAGUGCCUGGAACAGGUGAGGCUGCAGGUUCCUUAUUUUGGCUGCUGGUCCCUUAUUUUCAAGGCUGCUGGUCCCUUAUUUUCAAAUCUGUAAGUUGACAGCUAUGGUCAGUGAAGUUAACUCUUUUGCGCAGGCCUAGUGAUCACAACAACCAUUCUCAGUAGGUCUUGCCCCAGUGAAGCAGUUGUGAGGACUGAAGGUCCCUGCCUUCCCACCACUCUCUAAGGCUCUUCCCCUAGUUCCUUCCCCAGCAACCAGAGACUCCUUUGCCGUGUCUCUCUUUGCUCUGCCUUUUUCAUUUCUCUGUGUAUUCUGGGAGACCAGCAGGGAGGGAAGAUGGUUGCAGCAGGAGGGGGAGACUCCCUGGAUUCUUCAGCAGCCUGCCUCAUCUCUGUCUCCUGGCCUUGUCCUCUUCUGUCUCUGUGUCUGGACUGCUCUCUGCCCCAGCCUCUUCCUGCUCACUAAACCCUGUUGCCUCUUCCUCUUCUGACACCUCACCCCCUAGUCUGCUCCUUCUUCUCCCUCUGACCACUCACCAUCGUUCCACCACCAGUCCCCUGGCUCUAAGCCUUCUUCCCCUGGGGGUUCCCUUGGGGGUUCCCCAGCAUCCAACCAGGCCAUGACAUACAGCAACAGAAUGGAAUAUGGGGUGGAAAGGACAACCCACCCCUGCUUCCAACUAUAAUUCUUUGAUAGAUGCUCCAUGGGGCCACCUCCUUCCAAAUGAACUUUAUUACAGUUUACUAGAGAAAAGUACUGCAGAGUCCAUCCCCCCCUCUCUUUCAUGCACACAUGCUCUUACAGGGGAUCUGUUUUGUGUAUCUCAAGCUCUCUGCAAAUGGAAAUUCCACGCACAAGCAGGUGGGCUCUGGAUUAAUUACCAUCUGCUUCUUUUUUCCAUGUUGCUACUUAGUGCAUCUGUUGGCUGCCUGGGAGAAAUAAUGUGGAUUUGGGAUUGAUUAAAUUGCUGCAGAACAACAUGAACUUCUCGAUUCCUCCCAGAUGUCACUACUAGUUAACAUGAUCAUGGGUGUCAUAGAGUUUCCCACCACCACAGGUGAAAUUUCUUCACCUGAAAGUAAAUUGCAUCUUUUCCCCCAAUUAAUGUAAUUAAAAUAGUUCAUCAUUUUCCUGUCAUCUGUUCGCCUGGUGGUGAAAUUGUCCCUUUACUGCUCUGUGUUUCAGAGUUCUGAAGCAUGACUAUUUGCCCUCGUGCUGCUUUUACAGCAGCUCUGAGGGUGGAGGCAAUUUUCUCUCAUCUAUCUGAUGUUUGAGUUAAGUAGGGCAUAAGUACAAACACAGAAAAGGUGAUUUGUUAAGAAGGGGAAGUGCUGAAUCAUUAGCAUUGCCAUUUCCCCCUGAUGGAAAGUCAAUAUGGCUAAAUGAGAUCCUUGGAAAGAAAACACUUUCAACAAGUCUCAUUGUCCUCAAAAUCUACAGGGGGUAUUGUUUUUUAAGAAAUAGAUGCAUAUGGCUAAAUUCAGUCAGAUAUGGGGAAUCUGUGGCUCUGAGUCUCAGGGAACAUGGCCAGACUUCUGCCUUCUCUAUUCCUCCCUGCAGCCUGCCACCCACCCAUCAAAUUUGCUUCAGAUGCUUGUGGGAUCCUCUAGAGCUGUGAAGGGGGAAGAGAGGAAAGGGGAAUCUGCUCACACGAUAUCACCCCAUGUGAAUAUAGUUGUAUUUUCAAUUAGGAGCAAUAGCUUCAUAUGACAAGGCUGGUUGGUUUACAAUCUACACAUUACAUGCAUGCAUACAUACAUACAUACAUACAUACAUAAAAAGGUAAAGGUACCCCUGACAGUUAAGUCCAGUUGCGAAUGACUCUGGGGUUGUGACGCUCAUCUUGCUUUACAGGCCGAGGGAGCCGGCGUUUGUCCGCUUCCGCAGACAGUUUUUCCAGGUCAUGUGGCCAGCAUGACUAAGCCGCUUCUGGCGAAGCCAGAGCAGUGCACGGAAACGCCGUUUACCUUCCCGCUGGAGCGGUACCUGUUUAUCUACUUGCACUGCGUGCUUUCAAACUGCUAGGUUGGCAGGAGCAGGGACUGAACAACGGGAGCUCACCCAGUCGUGGGGCCUUGAACCACCGACUUUCCGAUCGGCAAGUCCAAGCGGCGCAGUGGUUUAAACAAUGUAAUUCAACCAUUUCCACAUAAAUCAUAGUAAUUUAUAAAAUAAAGAUACAAUAAUAAUAAUAUCAUUAACAGCAGCACCACCUCCAACUUCUAUAAAAAUAUACCCCAGGCCAAGAGUCUAUUCAGCAGCCUCAGCUUUUGUAGCUGGUGUCAGUUAGUCAGCGCCCCACCCUGCCAGGCCAGGUGGAAAAAGGCCUGUAAGGCAAGGAGCAGGUCUUGCAGGAUUCACAGCCAAGGUGGUCAUUAAGAUGGGGAUUUUGGAUGGAUGGUUCAGAAUGAGUGAAAUUCUGCAUUGUAUGCUUGUAAUGACAUUGGCUUCUCAACUGAGAACCAAGCACCGUCCCAUAACACAUAGCAGCAGAGGGAUGUUAAGUUCACUGAUGUCUUACAGCCCGAUGUUGUUGAACUAAAACUGACCACUAGGUAUGCUGAUGGCGGCUGAUGGUUGUCGGAGUCUAACAACAUCUAGAGGGUCACAGCUUCCUCAUCCUUGUUCUAUAUCCUUGUUCAAGCAGGAGGCUCCCUGUUUAAACAAAGACCCAGAUUCAUGCAAACAUAUAGUACAUGGUGGCCCCUGGAAAAAUCUCCAUGGCUCCACUUGGUGAGAAGCCAAUAUGUUGAAAUUGGCAAGAUUAUUUUGACACUCUGUCACUACCAGAUGCCAGCAUACCAGACACUAAAAAUAAUUGCCCAACAAAGCACAUAUCACCUAAACUGCCCAUUUUAGUGGAAGCUCAUUUCAACCAUCAUGGGAGGAUAAAUGUUUGAAUUCAUAUGGCUUUAUUUGUUAAGACACCAAAGAGAAGGGAUAUCUAAUAUAGGAUCCUAUCUGGAAAAAAGUGCAUAUCUAUGCAAAAACACUUAUAUUAGCAGUUUUAAUGAAUUUUCCUUGCAAACAUCUUUUUAGUGGUUUUGAAUGGUAUAAUAAAUGUGUAAUAAUUUCUUGCUAUAUGAUCCAAUCUUUAUUCCCUUUAGCAUCUUUGUGGUGAAGGUUUUUUUUUAAAAAAAGAGCUAAGUUUUUAUUGCCUUCUAUAGCCAAUACCUAUUAUUUUAAACCAUUUAAACCACCAUUUGUACUAACAACAAAGAGCUAAGAGGCAUAUGCUUUAUUUUAUGACAUUAAUAACACCUCCCUUUGUCAGGAACCUAAUGGGAUUGAGAUUUAAUAACAGUGAUAAAUGUGAACUGACAUUCUGGAGUUUAUAAGGAAAACAUUCUACCAGGGUGUUAAAACGUUCAGUAACUGGAAAUGCCUCUUUGAUAGCUAAUGAAUAUUUGAGCAGAAAUGAACCCAUUGAAGGUCCCAGAGUUUCUCUGAAAAUAUUGUCUUCUUUUCUUAAUGGGGUUGCCUUGGGAGAAUAUCUUCAUACUUCAAAAUCCAACUUGCUAGAAAACAUUGACUGCUUUUUCUUUUUGGCUUUGGAGAGUAGUUAGAUGCUCAAUAUGAGUUUUUGAUCAAAGAUAGUUGAUAGUGUGUUUAUGUGUUUUAUUAAUAAAACAAGGUUUUGCAUUAAGUAAAUCUGUGGAAGAAAACUCCUGUUCUCCAGACAUCUUGAAGUCUACUCAGCUGUUGGCAUUUGUCUGUCUUGAGAGAUGAUGGAAGAGUGUGCUAUCAGGGGUAAAGUCAAACUACAGCCGAGUUACAGCGCCUCCUGUGGCUGUAUAGACCAAUAUGGGAGAGACAUGUUUUAUUGCAGCUGGGGCAAAUGAAGGCAUCUGGUUUCGAAGGUGCAUAUGCACCAUGCCAUUUCUUCUCUCUGUACUCCUCCCAAUGGUCAUUUCAUGACAGCUACCCAGCUGGCAUGAGGCCAAUUCAGAUAACCAAUCUGGCAUGUGGGUUCACAAUUAAACACACAUUUACCACAAUUAAUCAUUUGGAAACAAGUCCCAAAUUUUAACAUCUGUCGUGCUAAAGGACUAAAAAAAAGAAAAAAAAUGAUACGACUCAGGCAAUAAAAAACAGAACCAGAAUUUGUUUACUCUUUGCAUAUGUUAUGAAAUUGCUUCUUUCAUAUGCUUCGGAGCCCUCAGGGAAAUUCUCGAUCUCUUCUCCUUAAUCAGAGGCUGAGCACUGAAGCAAAAACGCAUUCUCCCAUUCCUAUCCUAUAUAUGUUAGCUGGGGCACAAUAUUUAUACACAGACCAAAAGUUCUUAUUUUAUUAUAUCACCCAUGCUAAUCCUAUUAGCCCUGGCUCCACCUAUCAAUGGCUGUAGCUGAACCUACUCUUGGCCUUCCACUCAAUGGGCACCAGCCACCACUGAUAGCAGCAGCAGCAGCAGCAGCAAUAAUAAUAAUAAUUUUACUGUUUAUACCCCAUCCAUCUGGCUGGGUUUCCCUGGCUAGUAUUCAAAGCUAGCCAAAUAAUUAUAGGCCCAGAGGCAGAAAAUUCCAGACAUGCUCCUCCCUGGCAGUAACAUACUGUAAUAAUAAAUAAACAACAGAAAGGGCAGCAAAUUGCUAAUGCUCAAAAUUCACUGCCCGUGGCAGGCAUCUCACGCUACCAAAUGGUUGUUGUUGUUGUUUAGUCGUUUAGUCGUGUCCGACUCUUCGUGACCCCAUGGAUCAGAACACGCCAGGCACUCCUGUCCUCCACUGCCUCUCGCAGUUUGGUCAGACUCAUGUUUGUAGCUUCGAGAACACUGUCCAACCAUCUUGUCCUCUGUCGUCCCCUUCUCCUUGUGCCCUCCAUCUUUCCCAACAUCAGGGUCUUUUCCAGGGAGUCUUCUCUUCUCAUGAGGUGGUGGGCAAAGCCAAAGUUGAGUUUACUUUACCUGUGUGCUACUUUUGGUUUUUAAAAAACAGACUGCUUUCACCCUCCUGCUUUAGAAGUGAUUGCAGCUGGCCCAGUUUUGUUUUAUUUUUUUAAAAAGCAGAAUUGCCGUUGUCAUGUUUAGUUUGUUCCUCAGCCGCUUUGAAAUGUUUUGUUAUUCAAAGUUAGUAAUUGGAAGGGGAAGUACACCCUAAAUUACAGGCUAACGAACCUUUUUAGGCUUUGUCAAACUUAUACUUACUGAAAGUUGAAAAAGGCAAAUGUACACUAGACUAAUUAGAAAUGCUGCCUUUCUACUGGGACAGGAGACCUUGUGCCCUUGUCAAAUCAGAACUAUUCACCCCAUAUUAUAAAUUUCUCAUAGUAUCUUGAAAUGGGGGCAAGAGUUACAGCUAAUUAUGUUUAUGACAGACUUGUAUUCAACAUGUAGGGUUUUGUUUUUUCCCUCCUCUUGAAAAAUAUCAUUGCGGCAACGCGAUGCAAAAUUAAGAUACUUGAUAGAAACAGCUAAUUAGACCAAAUAAAGACUUCCUUGGUCUUUUAUUUGGUUGUUUGUAUUGUUGUAUGUUAUGCUCAUUGUAUGUUAUGUUCAUGUUUAAUGAGGGUGGAUUUCUGUAUGGGGGGGUUAUGUUAUGUUGUAAAUAAAAUUUCCAAUAAUAAUUUAUAAAAAUCAAGGAACAGCUAAUUAGUUAGUGGGUUAUUACUGUAUUGGCCCGGAUAUAAGCCACACCCGAAUAUAAGCCGCACCUUUAAAAUUCAAGGGGGAAAAAGAAAAAAAGACAAUACCCGAAUAUAAGCAGUUCCCUUAAAAUUCUACAGGCACUCACACCCGUUCUGUUUUACUGUAUAGCUGUUUCAGCGGCAAUAUCGUAAAAGCCAGUUUUUGUAAGGUUGUAAAUUUAAGCCACACUUUAACUUUUCACAGUCAGAAUUUGGGGGAAAAAACUGUGGCUUAUAUCUGGGCCAAUAUGGUAGCUGUAGCUUGGUGCCCCUUAAACACUUGUCUGUCCCAUUCCAGUCUGAGGAGUGAUAACAUCAGAACCUGUAGGUGGGAUUCAGUAGAAGGUGUGAGAAUGUUUUCAUAUACCACUAUGCUUUCAAGAAGCAAGAGUGAGAGUGAUAUGGAUUGAUUUCCCAAAUGCAUGCUUUGGGAUUGUGGGUCCCAUUUCCCGAUUCCCCAUUAAACAGGUCAGAGGCAGCUGAAAUUUCUGGUGAAAGCUUAUCUUUGUCUGACAACAGACAGAUGAAAACCUAUAAUCAUGCUUAUCAUUCUUUACUAUUACCUGACACUUUUGUGCUGCUUCCUUGCAGUAUUAUAAGCUUUAAUGAUAAUUACAAAUACCUUGGCUUGAACAAGAUGUAGAAACUUUAGUGUCAAGGAAGAAAAAGAAAGAGGGAGACAUAGAGAUGGGAAGGCCUAGAAAACCCCCCAAAUUUUUGGGAAAAACCCAGGUUUUUUUCCAUUUCCCCUCAAAACUAUUUGUGUGUGUGUGUUCUAAAAAAUUGGGGAAAAACACACCAUAGUUUGAUAUAAUUUGAAUAUUCCACAUACCUUUUUUUCUUUAAAAAACCCCACCUGGCUUUGGAAAAACCUGGAAGAAACCCUGCCCCACCCCAAUUUUUCCGUCCCCCCCUGGCCUUCCCAUCUCUAGGUGUGCUGGUGUGCCUUGCAGUGUGGUCCAGAGUGCUGCAUUAUGCUGCCAAAAUAUUCCUGGACCCUUCCAGUUGUUUUGUCAUUAAAAACGAAAACCGCAGGAACCAACUUUCUACAGAUCAAUUCUGGUAGAGUUUGUUGCUUUGUCCCUGGAAUCAAUUGACUGAGGAAAAUGCAGAAGGGACAUGGCUACCUCUGGCUGCAGAUUACCAACUUGAUUCCAGCGCCAAUAAAUGGAAACAUACCCUCCAACAUUUCUCCAAUGAAAAUAGGGACGUCCCAUUCCAUCAUGAUAAUUUUACUAUUUAUACCCCACAAAUCUUACUGGGUUGCCCCAGCGACUCUGGGAAGCUUCCAACAUCUAUAAAAACACAAUAAAACAUUAAACAUUUUUUUUUAAAAAAACCUUCCCUAUACAGUGGUACCUUGGUUUAAGAACAAUUAGUUUAUGAACAACUUGGAUUAAGAACGCUGCAAACCCGAAAGUAGGUGUUUUGGUUUGUGAACUUUGCCUUGGAACAUGUUCCGCUUCCUGUUCAGUGUGUUCCAUUUGUAAACUGAGUCCCUCACUGCUGUGGGAAAGCGCACCUUGGUUUAAGAAUGCUUUGGUUUAAGAACCGACUUCCGGAACGGAUUAGGUUCGUAAACCAAGGUACCACUGUACAGGAUUCCCUUCAGACGGCUCAGGAGUCGAAUAACUCCAUACCCUCCAACAUUUCUCCAAUGAAAGUAGGGAUGACCUAAGGAAAAGUGGGACAUUCUGGGAUCAAAUCAGAAACCAGGAUGGCUUCUCUAAAUCAGGGACACCCCUGGAAAAUAGGGACACUUGGAGGGUCUGUGGAAAUACUCCAUUAAUAGCUUCCAGUUUGCACAUAGCUAAGAUUAGAUUUCAGUUUGGAGCAUCAGGACAACCACAGAAUGAUAGGAAUUAAUUCAUAUUGGCUGCCAGUCUAGCUUCUACUUGAGAUAAAGACUACAGUGAGGAAAAACCAGAGGAGCUCCUUCCUUGAGCCAUCCUUCCUAUUUGAAGAAGAGGUGCCAUUGACACUGAACAGGCUGAAUAUGUUCCCACCUCUCACAUCCAACAGGAGGUGGGCAGUAGCAUUCUAUGUAAUGCCUCAAGAGUUCUAAAAUCAGGCUGAGGAAGGGCAGAUGGGCAAAAUUACACACAUGUAUUUUGGUUAAGAUCUUCAAUGAGUAACAAUGUUAACUACCAAUAGGACUAAACAGAUUAAGGGUGGGAGGGGCAGAGAGGGACUUCCAUGUUGCCCUGAGCUCCUUGGAGGAAUGAACGGAUAUCCAAAAACAAAGCUCUUCAGAAAUUGAUAGUAGAUGAUCUAACAGCAAGCAUUGUUUUAUCUUUCUUAAUUUUUGGUCCACAGUAUGUACGUAUUAAGGAUGGCCUUAAUAAAUGAAAUCAGCCAAUAAAAACUCCAUGUAUUACUAUUUUUUCUGCCUUUUAAAAGGCAGAUUGGCUGGCAGUUCUUCAGUAGCAUUAUUACCAUUGGUUAAGCUUUACAAAAUACAGUCAUACCUCAGAUUACAUAUGCUCCAGGUUGUGUUUUUUUGGGUUGCGGACCACCGAAACCCAGAAGUACCGGAACAGGUUAGUUCUGGGUUUCAGCAGUCGCGCAUGCAUAGGAGCGCUAAAUCGCAGUUUGUGCAUAUGCAGACGCACCGAAUCGCAACCCACAUGUGUGCAGACACACCGCUGUGGGUUGCGGACGCUGCGGGUUGCGAACGUGCCUCCUGCACGGAUCGUGUUCGCAACCCGAGCGUCCACUGUAGUCGCAAUGUACUAAGCUAUCAUUCACCAACCUCUAACAAGGGCAUUCCAGGACCUAGACAACCCUUCAGAAGUGUGACAGUAGCACUUUAGCUUUUUCACUAAUCAUCAGUACAUUCUCUGUUGCCAAGCCCUCACCAGAGACGCAAUGGCCCAUGGUUACUGCAGGCUGUGGUGUGACUGUUUGCUGUUCUAGGAUCCUGAAACAUGAUACCAUUUAAGGUUUUCGUUUUUCCGUUUCAAAACAUCCAUCACAAUACCUCACUCAUGUUGCAUUUUGCAACCCGACAAAUGUACACAUUAUCCCUCUGAUUUUACAGAUAUUGACAAAACCCACAGUAAUAAGCCUCAAAAUAAGCAAAGGAGAGUGGGUUGGAAAGGUUGGAGAAUGAAAGGUAUCUAUUAAAAUAAUAGAUGAGAACAUCUAAAGGUUUGGGAUUAUUGGAAGAUGAUUUUAGCAUGGAAACCCUGAAGAGAUAAUAGGCUGUAUUCUCUCCUACGUAUUCAAAGCUACUGCUGCUUAAUUAUAUGGAUGAAGAAGAGGAAUUGUACUGAUGUUACAUUAUAAAGGCUCUUGUGGCUGGAGAUUACUAAUGGGAGGAAAAGUGAUUGAAUUGCAACAGCAUGGCAGUGGGUUUUCUCUCUCUCUCUCUCUCUAGAGUAUUCACCAUCAUCGUAAUGGAAAAAUUUACUUGGAAGAUUACAGCUUGGGAACCAAGGAUCUAAAAGAGCACUUACUCCUGUAUGAAAGUGCUUGGUCAGUCCUUAAUAUCCUUAAGGGCCAUUUUCUAGCUAUUCCCCUAGGCAGGUGUCAGCUAGAGGAUGAGCUUUCUCUGUGUCAGAGGUCUGAUUUGGGACAUUCCUGCUAGAGAUGUUCCCAGUGGGCAUUUGCUCUGUAAGGACACUGAGCUAAAACCAUUUUAUUCCAGGCUUUCAGAGAACAGCAAGGUUGAUUUUACUGCUGCUUUUUGUUGAUAGACAGGCUGUUUCUGAGUGGGUUUUUUUAAUGCAUUCUACGCCAUUUUGUCUGUGUCUGCACAAUGGACAUAUGAUGGAACAUCCACAGCAAGUCUUAGAGUCACAUGCUCCUGUGUGGCUGAGAAGGAUUUGAAAGCUUUUUUGCUCCCUCAACCCAACAUUUCCCUCCAUGUUGCCAAGAGCAACAAACUGUAGUUAUCAUUGGCCCUAUCUGCACUAUUCUUUUAAAGAGGUAUCAUGCCACUUCAAACCAUCAUAGCUUCCCUCAAGGAAUCCUGGUAUGGUAGUCUGUUAAGGAUGCUAAGAGUUGCUAGGAGACCCCUGUUCCCCUCACAGAGACUACUGUUCUCUGGGAAAUGUAACUCCAUGGGGGGGGGGAAUAGGAGCCUCCUAACAACUCUCAACACCUUUAACAAACUACAUUUCAUUUGAUUCUUUGGGGGGAAACAAAGGUGUUUAAAAUAGAAUGAUACUGGCUUAAACGUGUAGUGCAAAUGGAACCAUUAAGUGCAGCAAGUUUGAAACAAGUUUGCUAACCGCAGUUCCUGUUUGAAUAACAAGGGGAGCUGGGGUUGACUAAGGGUGGAAGCAGGAACUUUUGAACUCCUCUCAGCCUUGUGGGACAGUGAAAGGAAAGAGGGGAACAGGUGAGCCCAAGGCUCGCUAAAGUGUAUUUCUGCUCAUACGCAUCAUGCUAAAUAAUGGUUCAGCAUGUGUAAAUGUGGCCACUGAUUGUAUAUUUUAGCAAUUUUACAGUACCUUAAAUGUUUUCUUAUGCUGCUUCAUUUUGAAGCUGCCUUCUUGAAUUAAAAGUGUGGUAUGUAUAAAUAGGUACCGCUCUGGCGGGAAGGUAAACGGCGUUUCCGUGCGCUGCUCUGGUUCGCCAGAAGCAGCUUAGUCAUGCUGGCCACAUGACCCGGAAGCUGUAUGCCGGCUCCCUUGGCCAAUAAAGCGAGAUGAGCGCCUCAACCCCAGAGUCGGUCACGACUGGACCUAAUGGUCAGGGGUCCCUUUACAUUUAUGUACACACACACACACACACACACAGGACCGGCCCACUCAAGAGGCAGAGUGAAGCAGCCGCCUCAGGUGGUGGAAGUCCCCAAGUCAGCGCCUGCAUGGAUCUUGCUGAAAAUCGCUGAUGCUGGUGCUGCUUCUUCACGCGUAGCAGAGGAAGUGGGGUUGUCAGCAUGGUGGUGGUGGCAACAGGGUGGAGCAAAAUGGGAAGCACCGGCACUGCACAGAGACAAGAAGAUCAGCUCAACUGGACUGGAUUUAAUUCUGGAGGUUGUUGUCUGCCUGGGCACAACGAACAUUGUGAGGACAGAUGUGACAUUGUGGAUCUGGGGCUUCACGCAAAUAAGCUGCCAAAUCUCCAGGGGAUCUAAGAUGUUGCCUGGACUGCUCAGGGACUGUACCAGCAUAGCCAGGCAGAAUCUACGGAAGCCUGAAAUGUAAUGCAUGUUUUAGGACAAAGGAUUAUUUUCAUCAUACUUCUCUUGCUCCCACAGUGAGCAUUAAGUGCAUCUUCUGUAUUGUGUGUGGGGAAACUGGCUGUAUUUUUUGCCACAAGUUCCGGAUUGGCUACUGGGCAAUUUUAAAUCGAAGAAAAUAAUGAAGAAGAAAAAACACCCCACCACAAUUUAGAGUGAAAAGACCCAGAAGGAGCAUUUGUAAUUAUUUUAUGCCAAUCAAUAAUAGACACUCUUUCAUCUGUAACUGAAAAUACUGUCUAUUUCAACAACUUCUACAUUUAUAAAACCCAUCUAUAGGUGCUUCUAAACUGUCACUGUUUUCAGAUAGAAGCCAGUCAUGUACAGUGGUACCUCGGGUUACAUACACUUCAGGUUACAGACUCUGCUAACCCAGAAAUAGUGCUUCAGGUUAAGAACUUUGCUUCAGGAUGAGAACAGAAACUGUGCUCCAGCGGCGCGGCUGCAGCAGGAGGCCCCAUUAGCUAAAGUGGUGCUUCAGGUUAAGAACAGUUUCAGGUUAAGAACGGACUUCCGGAACAAAUUAAGUACUUAACCCGAGGUACCAUUGUACUAGCAAUUUCAGGUUGCGCUAUGAAAUAUGAUUAACAGCUCUUGCAAAGCAAAGCCACUUCCUCUAAAGAUCUGAGUUUUUGUGGUAAGAAAAGUGAUGCAAAAAUGCAGUGGAAAGAGUAGGAUAACACUUGCUUUGAUGCAACAUCAUCAGAAUUAAAUAGCCAAUGUCAUCUAAUCUCACUCCAACCAAAUCAAGAUUAAUGCUCCAUUAACAGCAACCUAUGUGCUGUUAUUUCCUCGGCACUGAACAAGUCUUAUCACAUUAUAUUGCUGAUCUUUUAUUUUUUAUUGUCUCUCAAAUCCUUUAUUAUUUUAUUCACAUAAUAUACAUGCUUUACAGCAAACAACUCCAAAAUAAGCAGACAACUCCAAAAUAAAAUUAUAUGUAACAAAACCAUAAGUCUCAUGUUUUUAUUUACACUGAUCUCCUCUCCGAUACUUUUACUUGAUAUUUCUUGCUGCUUUCUGCUUUUCUUAUAGAAUCUUUAUAAAAACGUUAAUCUCUUAAAUCCUAUACCAAUCUUUAACAAUUUCAGUUAAUCCUGUCACCUCCCUCCCCUCUUUAUCUUUAUUGCUGAUCAUUUUGAAAGCUCAAAGCAGCUCGAAACCAGUAAAAAAAAGUUUAAAACUACAGUAUCUUCAUGUGUUAAGUAAACCCUACAAUAAAUUCAUGCAAAUAAAAGCAUAGUUAACUAAUACCAAGCAACUCAUUGCAUACACCCCCCCCAAUUCAUCCCCCCAAUCUUUCUUAAACCGAAACAAUAAACUAAUUUACACAGUUUUCCUAUGCUUAGGUUUACAUGAAACACAUUUUAAAAAUCCCUAGGUUUCUUGGUACUGUUUGUAGCCAAUGUGAAGGUUUGUGGUGCAGAGAGUCAGUUUCAGAAGAGCUUCAGAGAAGACCCCCAACAUCUGCACUGCUUGAUGUUGGCCCAGAAUGCCUUUGGAACAGCAGGCGCAUAACCGCAGGAAUGCUCAGUAGAUUAAUUCUUUGGAACGCUGGCCAAUAAAUCUGUAGCACAUGCCAGGUCUCCAGGAGAAAAUCUACAUUAAGCUUGCAUGCACUAGUUAGAAUCGAAAUUGUUCUGCUGCUUUAUGAGAAAAUGGGAAACACAAUCCCAUAUCCUCCAGUGUUCACAGAUAGCAAAAGGGGCCUGCUUGUGGCAACCUGCAGUUGCCAUGCUAUGGAUCACUAUCAGAGCCCCCCUCCUGGCCUGCAGUGUUGACCAACUUUGAGUAGUCCUACUGGCUGAUAGCUUAGGGUUACCAGACGUCCCCAGUUCCCAGGGACAGUCCCCGGAUUUGCAAAUCUGUCCCCGGACAAAUUCCACCCCCGGAAUGUCCCCAGAUUUGCGAAUCCCCAGGAAACGUGGCAGCAGCAGCCUCAGCAGCCCAGAGCCAGCCUGGUAGCGCAGUCUGCAAAACAUGGCAGGCUUGUUGGCAUUUCUUCCAGAGGUUUCUUUCUUUCUUUUCAGGUUGCCUAUAAUUCAGCUGGAGGACAUGGGUGGCGCUGUGGUCUAAACCACUGAGCCUCUUGGGUUUGCCGAUCAGAAGGUCGGCGGUUCGAAUCCCUGCGAUGGGGUGAGCUCCCAUUGCUCGGUCCCAGCUCCUUCCAACCUAGCAGUUCGAAAGCACGCCAAAAAGUGCAAGUAGAUGAAUAGGUACCGCUUCGGUGGGAAGGUAAAUGGUGUUUCCGUGCGCUGCUCUGGUUUCAGUGUUCCGUUGUGCCAGAAGCUGCUUAGUCAUGCUGGCCACAUGACCCAGAAAAACUGUCUUCAUGCUUUUUAUGAUGGAGGACCGCUGUAGCCACCCCCAACGACACGUUCUCAAGAUGGAGGGGGAGGGAACAGCUGCAGUCGCCUGUGGUUCCUGCGCAAUGUUUGCCAUCUUGCCAAAGGUUGCAGGCAGCUUUACCUGCAGCAAUUGCAUGUUGAUUGCCCUCUUAGAAGACAAAGUCCAGCAACUGGAGGAACGUGUAGCUACGCUCCAAAGAAUUAGAGCUGGAGCUCUUCUUGGAAGCAACAGAGCACACCGUCUCCACCAAGGAGGAGACAGGGGACUCCCCUAAGAAGGAGGCUAGUUCACCAACACAGGAGCCAGAUAUAUGGAGAAACGUGACUCAAAGAAGUAGGAGGCCCAGGGUUCGCUCUGAUUGUUUAGAAAUACACAAUCGCUUUGAGGUCCUCUCCCCUAGCAUGGAAGACGAAGAGCAGACUCCAUUUGAGGAUCUCUCCCUCAUUACAGUCGAUCAGGUAUAUGAAGAUGAGCAGCAAAGUCAGUCCUCAGGGAAUGUGCAGGCGACCUUGGAACGGACAGCUCACGGAAGAACCCCGACCAAACCUAAGAGGAGGCGUGCAGUGGUGAUAGGGGAUUCCCUACUGAGGGGAACAGAAGCAGUGAUCUGUGGGCCUGACAAGAUGUAUCGGGAAGUGUGCUGUCUCCCCGGGGCUAAGAUCCAAGAUGUAACUGAAUGACUGCAAGGAAUCAUAAAACCCACUGACAAAUACCCUUUCCUCUUGGUUCAUGUGAGAACCAAUGACACUGCAAGCAAUAGCCUCCAGAAGAUCAAAAGAGACUACGAGGCUCUGGGCAGGAAAUUGAAGCAAUUAAAUGCACAAAUUGUCAUCUCAUCUGUCCUCCCAGUUGAACGACGUGGCCCAGGGAGAGAGGGGAAAUAGUGGAAGUGAACAGCUGGCUUCGCAAAUGGUGUAAACAGGAAAGGUUUGGAUUCUUAGAUCACGGACUGCAGUUUCUUGAAGAUGGACUUCUGGCAAGCGAUGGGCUGCACCUCACAACGGUUGGGAGGAAUGUUUUUGCCAAAAAUCUCAGAAACCUCAUCAGGAGGGCUUUAAACUGACUACUGUGGGGGAGGGAGACAGUGCUCCUGAAGGUAGGAGUCUAUCAAUUGAUGAAGAUGAUCAUCCAAAUGUCAUAGACCAAAUGGAGCAAACAGCACACAGACCUAGUGGUGGGAGGAAAAAAUCCUUAAAUAAGAGACACGGGGGAAUGAUUAAUGGACUUCAAUGUCUGUACACUAAUGCGCAAAGCAUGGGAAAUAAACAAGAUGAGCUUGAGCUCUUGGUACAGCAAACUAAAUAUGACAUAAUAGGCAUCACUGAAACCUGGUGGGAUAAGUCCCACGAUUGGAAUGUAAUAAUGGAGGGAUACAAUCUAUUUCAGAGAAACAGACCAGACAAGAAAGGAGGAGGAGUGGCGUUAUAUGUCAGGGAUGUGUAUACCUGUGAAGAGAUCCAAUAUUUAGAACCUCAAAGCCAAAGUGAGAGCAUUUGGGUCAAAAUUAAGGGAGAGAAGAAUAACAGUGACCUCAUUGUGGGAGUUUACUAUAGAUCCCCAAGCCAAACGGAGGACAUAGAUGAUGCCUUCCUGGAACAGAUGGCCAAGCAUGCAAAAGGAAGGGAGAUUGUAGUAAUGGGGGACUUCAAUUAUCCGGAUAUUUGUUGGAUGUCAAACUCAGCCAAGAGCAUAAGGUCAAACAGAUUCCUCAUUGGCCUUGCAGACAACUUCAUUGUCCAGAAAGUGGGAGAAGCAACAAGAGGAACAGCCAUUUUAGAUCUGGUCCUAACCAAUGUUGAUGACCUGGUUAGUGGGGUAGAAGUGGAAGGAUCAUUAGGCGCGAGCGAUCAUGCUCUUCUGAAGUUUACUAUACAGCGGAAAGGAGCAGCCAAGCAUACUAGGACUCAAUUUCUUGACUUUAAGAAAGCCGACUUCAUAAAACUUAGGGAAGUGCUGGGUGAGAUCCCAUGGACAGUAAUAUUAAAAGGAAAGGGAGUUCAUGAUGGCUGGGAGUUUGUUAAGAGGGAGAUAGUAAAACCACAACUUCAGGCAAUACCAAUGAGACGGAAACAUGGAAGGUGCCUAAAGUAGCCAGGGUGGCUAUCUAAAGAACUUUUAACUGAGUUAAGAUUAAAAAAGGAUGUAUACAAAAAAUGGAAAAGGGGGGAAACCACCAAAGAGGAAUCCAAGAAAUAGCCAGCACGUGUAGACACAAAGUCAGAAAAGCUAAAGCACAGAAUGAACUCAGGCUUGCUAGAGAGGUUAAAAGCAACAAAAAAGGCUCUUAUGGGUAUGUUCGUAGCAAAAGGAAGAACAAAGAAACAGUGGGGUCACUCAGAGGAGAAGAUGGUGAAAUGCAAACAGGGGACACAGAAAGGGCUGAACUCCUCAAUGCCUUCUUUGCCUCAGUCUUCUCCGAUAAAGAAAACAAUGCCCGACCUGAAUCAUUUGGAGCAAAUGAUUCAGCAGAGGAAACACAGCCCAGAAUAACUAAGGAGAUAGUACAAGAAUACUUGGCUAGUCUAGAUGUAUUCAAGUCUCCAGGGCCAGAUGAACUGCAUCCAAGAGUAUUAAAAGAACUGGCAGAUGUGAUCUCAGAACCACUGGCAGUCAUCUUUGAGAAUUCCUGGAGAACAGGCGAAGUCCCGGCAGACUGGAGGAGGGCAAAUGUUGUCCCUAUUUUCAAAAAGGGGAAAAGAGAGGACCCAAAUAAUUACCGCCCAAUCAGUCUGACAUCAAUACCAGGGAAGAUUCUGGAGCAGAUCAUUAAGCAAACAGUCUGUGAGCACCUAGAAAGGAAUGCUGUGAUCACCAAUAGUCAGCAUGGAUUUCUGAAAAAUAAGUCAUGUCAGACUAACCUGAUCUCGUUUUUGACAGAAUUACAAGCCUGGUAGAUGAAGGGAACGCAGUGGAUGUAGCCUACCUUGAUUUCAGCAAGGCAUUUGACAAGGUGCCCCAUGAUAUUCUUGUAAAGAAGCUGGUAAAAUGCGGUCUUGACUAUGCUACCACUCAGUGGAUUUGUAACUGGCUGACUGACCAAACUCAAAGGGUGCUCAUCAAUGGUUCCUCUUCAUCCUGGAGAAGAGUGACUAGUGGGUUGCCACAGGGUUCUGUCUUGGGCCCAGUCUUAUUCAACAUCUUUAUCAACGACUUGGAUGAUGGACUCAAGGGCAUCCUGAUCAAAUUUGCAGAUGACACCAAACUGGGAGGGGUGGCUAACACCCCAGAGGACAGGAUCACACUUCAAAACGACCUUGACAGAUUAGAGAACUGGGCAAAAACAAACAAGAUGAAUUUUAACAGGGAGAAAUGUAAAGUAUUGCACUUGGGCAAAAAGAAUGAGAGGCACAAAUACAAGAUGGGGGACACCUGGCUUGAGAGCAGUACAUGUGAAAAGGAUCUAGGAGUCUUGGUUGACCACAAACUUGACAUGAGCCAACAGUGUGACGCGGCAGCUAAAAAGCCAAUGCAAUUCUGGGCUGCAUCAAUAGGAGUAUAGCAUCUAGAUCAAGGGAAGUAAUAGUGCCACUGUAUUCUGCUCUGGUCAGACCUCACCUGGAGUACUGUGUCCAGUUCUGGGCACCACAGUUCAAGAAGGACACUGACAAACUGGAACGUGUCCAGAGGAGGGCAACCAAAAUGGUCAAAGGCCUGGAAACGAUGCCUUAUGAGGAGCGGCUAAGGAGCUGGGCAUGUUUAGCCUGGAGAAGAGGAGGUUAAGGGGUGAUAUGAUAGCCAUGUUCAAAUAUAUAAAAGGAUGUCACCUAGAGGAGGGAGAAAGGUUGUUUUCUGCUGCUCCAGAGAAGCGGACACGGAGCAAUGGAUCCAAACUACAAGAAAGAAGAUUCCAUCUAAACAUUAGGAAGAACUUCCUGACAGUAAGAGCUGUUCGACAGUGGAAUUUGCUGCCAAGGAGUGUGGUGGAGUCUCCUUCUUUGGAGGUCUUUAAGCAGAGGCUUGACAACCAUAUGUCAGGAGUGCUCUGAUGGUGUUUCCAGCUUGGCAGGGGGUUGGACUCAAUGGCCCUUGUGGUCUCUUCCAACUCUAUGAUUCUAUGAAACACCGGCUCCCUUGGCCUGUAAAGCGAGAUGAAUGCCGCAACCCCAGAGUCGUCUGCGACUGGACUUAAUUGUCAGGGGUCCUUUACUUUUUAUAAUUCAGCUAUCUCUAUUUACCAGGGGUGAAUCUUACUUUCCAGACUCUGGACUUUCCCCUUUGUGAGGAUGCUUUGUCAAACUUUGUGUUAGUCUGAGUUGCUAGAAUUCUCUUUCUUCUGUUUUCUUCCCAGGGUCUGUAGAUUCAUGAAAGGCUCUUGAAUAUUUUAAGGUAAAUAAGGUCAGUCAUAAUGAAGCAAUAAAAUAAUCAAGUGCUUUAAAACCCCAUUGGAAUUAAUUUACAUUCAUCAUUUAUGUUUCAGUAUCAUAAAAUGUUGGAGGCGCUUAUUAGGAAGUAGCUCAGCUGUUUUUCCCUUUUAGAACAGUUUAGCAAAUUAGGCAAUAUGAGGACAUAAGAAGAAACCUGCUGAAUCAGAACAAAGGCUUGUCUAGUUCAGCAUUCUGCUAAUUCAGAUAGCUAUGGGAAGUCCUUCAGCAGCACCUGAGCACUGCAGCACCCUCCCCACUUGUGGUAUUCAGAAGCAUCCCACCUCCAACAGUGGAGGUAGUAAACAGACUAUCAUGGCUUGCUAUCGCUGAUAGCCUUAUCUUCCAUGAAUCUGCCUACGUACCUUUUAAAACCGUGUGGUAGUGAAUUCUAUAGUUUAAAUGUGGGCUUUUCUCUGCCCUGAAUUUCCCAACAUUCAGCUUUAUUGGAUGAUCCCAUGUUUUAGUAUUGCAAGCAGAACAUCUCUCUAUCCAAUUUCUCCGUACAAUACAAAAUUUGUAUUGUACUGGUAGGUUAACCUCCCCAUGAGUGCGUACAUGUGGGUGCAUAAAUGAGUGAAUGUAUGUGUGAAUAGCCCCAUCCACCACUAUCCCAGGCCCCACACACUUCCAGUUCUAGCCACACUUACUAACAUGUGCCCCCUGACUGCCCACUGCAUGCUGCAUGUUGCCCCCUCACUCAACGGUAUCUUGCAGCAAUAAGAAAAGAGUCUUCACUUUGAAUUUACCCAUAGUAAUCACAGCUUGAAGAAUGCUGUCAAUGCAGUUAAGCCAAUAAAGGUAUAUUAAAGCCCUUCUGGAGAACAUUACCUUGAGUUUGAGGACUCAUUUUGCUUUCCAGCCGAGCUGCACAGCCAGACAUCCUGUUAUAUUAUGACCACAUUGUGCAGUUAUGAGGAUGCACAAUGAGAAGAAAUUUGACAAUUGCUGGCUUUGGUUGCAUUACCUUAAAGCAGGUUAAAAAUGAGUGUGAAUCGAGUGUUAGCAUAGAGGUUGAAAAGCAUCCAGCUCGCUGGAAGAAGAAAACACAUAUGAUGAUGAUAACACCAAAAUUAGGAGCUUCUCUAAUGAGCACCCUUAACCAAACCAAAUCCUAAUCUGUUCACAGUUAAUGUUCAGAAUUGAAAUUACAUUAUGAAUCCAGGCCAGCAGUUCAGCAACAUGUUUGCAAUGACAGUACUCUCUGCUCGAACACACCCGCCAUUUUCUUGUCCAGUGGUGAUGACUUGAGCCACAGACUGUGGGUGCCCAGCACACGUGUGCUGAGCUGCAAUGGCGACUGGGCCAGGACCUGUACCUGUGCCACAGAACUCCAACAGAGACCCUGUGGCAGAGGCAUUGAAGGUCCUACCUAUCUAGGUAGGUCCCUAUCUGUUACUAGGAACAUCAAGGAUGCUGCAAGAGUCAAACGACAGCGGGCCCUGGCCCAGUCACCACAACAGCACCAGAGGUAA